Podarcis lilfordi (Lilford's wall lizard) is the source of this 45340-nucleotide messenger RNA. NCBI's taxonomy places the organism in Eukaryota, Metazoa, Chordata, Lepidosauria, Squamata, Lacertidae. The record is from the annotation of a GenBank genome assembly.
CACACGAGGAGGAGGAAAGGACCAAAGGGACAGAUUCUGUUUGUUCUGUUGGAGAAGAAAGAGGAAGAUCAAAGCAAAUAAAAUCAGCCAGUAUGUUUGAAUUCUCCUGAACAUACUGGCUGCGGUGGUAUUUACCACCUGCUCUUAAAGGUAUAAUCCUGCCUUCCACAACCUUGUGUUCUUCAGAUGUUUUGGACUACAACUACAACCACCAUCCCAACUACUGGUCAUGAUUGGGGCUCAUGGGAAUUGGAGUCUGACAGCAUUACCAAAGCUGAUUAGUACUAUGCCACAACACUCUUUUUUUUAGAGAGAGAAAUAGAAUGAAAAAUACUGACAGAAGGGGGAUAAAAAGUGGGGCACCUUUUUGGCAUCCAUCUGUCUUGGGAAUCAGUGGAAGAGUGUGCCUUUGGGGAGUGAAGUCAAACCAUUUGAGAGUUACAGUGACUAAUAUGGGAGAGACAUGUUUUGGGGCAGUUGGGGCAGAUGAGGGCAUCCAGUUGUGCUGCUAUAGGUGCACCGUGACAUUUAUUCUCUCUCUGCUCCUCCCAGCUGUCAUUCAUCCUCUGGUCACUGCUGUGGAUACACAGCCUGUCUCCAGGUACUGUGGUCAUCUACAAGGGAUUCCCACACAGUGGGGUUAAGGUUGUCAGCCUUCACAUCCCAUUUGCAGACACAAUGGCCUUGUGCCUGAAGCCAGCUCCAUGAAGAGCAGGUCCUUGAGGAUCCUGCCAUCUUUCAUUCUGUGGACAUGGCCAAUCCAGUGUACACGUCACUGAGACAGUAGAAAAAGAAGAAGAGUUUGGAUUUGAUAUCCCGCCUUUCACUCCCCUUCAGGAGUCUCAAAGCGGCUAACAUUCUCCUUUCCCUUCCUCCCCCACAACAAACACUCUGUGAGGUGAGUGGGGCUGAGAGACAUCAAAGAAGUGUGACUAGCCCAAGGUCACCCAGCAGCUGCAUGUGGAGGAGUGGAGACGCGAACCCAGUUCCCCAGAUUACGAGGCUACCACUCUUAACCACUACACCACACUGGCUCUCGCCAGUAGUGUGAGCCUGCUGGGAAUGUGGGCUUGGGAAACUUUGUGAUCUUUGUUUGAGACUCUGUCCUGCCAUGUGAUGCCCAAAAUCUUUGUGAUGCAGUGCAUGUGGAAAGUGAUGAGACGUCAUUCCUGGCAAGUGUAAGUUCCCCAUGUUUCUCUGUAAUAAAGCAGCAUGAUCAACAUGCAAGCCUAGUAGACCUUCAUCUUGGUCAUUCUCCCAUACCCUUUUGGAGAGGCAUUGUCAUAGCUGCCUUGCCAAUAUGCUUGUCCAGCUCAGUGUCAAUGGAGAGGUUGUUGGUUAUGGUAGAGCUUAAGUAGAAAAAAAUUGUCUACCACCUCAAGCAUGUGGUCACCAAUGUUGAUGUGUGGACUGCUAUGGGAGGAGGUAAAAUAAUUUAUAAAGUAUGAAAUUAAAGGAGGGUUUCCUGUUGCAGUUUGGGAGUUGAAGGUGAGUCUGGAAAGAUUGAAGGCACUACUCUAGCCAAGGCAGAAGAUGGAAGUAACACUCUUCAGGCUUUACCCUGGUACAAAUAAUCAAGUCUGAGCUAUACUUCCCCAAAGAUGCUCAAGCGUAGUAUUUGAUGCAUCAGCUGAAAAGUUUCCCAUGGCUGUGUAACAGUUUUGUGGUUUGGAUCUAACGCACAGGCAGGGUUGGAAUAGAUCCCUAAGUAUUAUUCAAGAUCAAUGCAAUGGAAGAGUUUAGACGGGUACAAUUUGCUGUUGUCACAGUGUGAGACCAGCUGAAUGCCUCAGUCUGCCAAGCAACUUUUUCAUGCACAGGAUCCCCCAUCUAGGGCAGGGAUUUGUGCAAAGUGAAACACAGCCAAUUCCUCUUUAGAAAGCUUGCCUUGCGUUAAGCCUAUUGCAGCAUUAGUUCAGUUGGUUCAGAUCUGCUCUGUGAAUCUAAAAAACAUAAAUUCAAUUUCUUUGUUCUUCUAGUAUUAAUGUAUUUAUGUAAACACAUGUUUCUUCCAGGGAGCCGUGCGAUUGCAGGUCUUUUCUCUCUCCUGAUUAAGGAUUUGGAUUUAAAUUACUAUAAUAUUAACAAAUACGGUGAAAUAUUUAAAUGUUUCUCAUGUGCUAAACAGCCUGCUUUCAGAGCUAUGUUUAUGCACAUCUGCCUGGUGUCAACUGAGUAAUAAAUUACCACUUGCAAAUUAUGUGCAAAUCACCAGUUUGUGUACACACCACAUCCAAAGUAAGUUCGGUAAACUUCAUUUCACCUUCAACAGCAACAAUUUUUAUACUCUUAUGGCUACAGGCAAUCGUAUCAGCUUAGGUUACAUGGGAGUUUCAUAGUUCUUGAUGGAUUGUGACAAUUGUCUAGAUCGAAUUUCAGCAUGUAGUGAUGACACCACAUAAUACUGGUCUUGAAGAAUCCACACUGCUGGCCUAUAUGCUUCUGAACCCAAUUCAAGGUGUUAACACUGACAUAUAAAGCCCUAAGAAAACAUGUUCUCCAGCUACCAACCUGUUCAUGCAUUAAGGUCAACUGGGAACCCCCUUCUUGUGGUCCCACCACCAGGAAAAAUGCAUGGUUUGGUAUGAGAAGUGGUCUUCAUUGGUGGCACUCUAUCUCUGGAAUGCCUUCCCAUUCAUCAAUCAUCUGGCACCAAUUGAGUCAUUAGGUUUUGGUGCUGCUUAAAGACACAUCUUUUUUUUCUAUUCAGGCUUUUGGAAGAAGGCAAUAUAUGGCUAGUAGCUAUGAGUUUCCUUGCUAUAUUGUUAUAGAUUAUGCUAUGAAUUGUUUUUAAAUUGUUGUUUUGUGUUUAGAGCUGUAAUCAAUAUGAUGAACGGCAGGUUCAUAAGUUGAAUAUUCCCUUUGUCUUUAUGAUGCGGAAGAAUCGGUCCUCUGUGUCUGUGUUGCCAAGAGGCAGUCAGAUCUCUUGCUAGAUCAUCGGACACCCUCUUUAUUAAACUGAAAACAAGGAUUGUGAUAAAAGUCAUGCUGUGUGAUUUAUUAUUAUUACUUCUAAUACAUCACACUCAUGUGUAAAUGAACGUGCAGGCUAUUUCCAAGCAAUGUUUUCUUGUGAAGUUGGAAUAAAAUAAAAGGGGUGUGUUUGUGUGGCACCACCACUUUUAGACUUCCUAAACCUCAUGGUAUGCAUAAUAUCAUACAUUCAUUUGAAAUCAUUUUGCCUUCCCUUCUGAUAUAGUAAAUGAUGCAUAGCUCAUUAGUUAAUUGUGCUUGCAUUCAGCAAGCAUUGAGGAGAUUUUUGGCUGCGGCUUGUAACUCCUGCAAUUCUGAUUCAGAUGUGUGGAGAGUGGAACUCUCACAUCCCAACAUCCCAUCCCAUGCGCGAGUGACUUGUCGUGUUCUGCUCUGGAGUGCAAACAUUGUUCCAAGACAGUUACCUGCAUCUUGCCCCUUGAGCUCAAAGGUGCUUCUACAAAAAUUAAAGUCGCAGGGAUCUUUGAAGAAAGCUUUUAAUCCAAGAUCAGAAGUGGGAUGAGGGCUUUUUUCCCCUUUUAAAAAGUAUGGAGGUGAUGUAUUCUUGGGGUGUGUGUAUGUCUCAGUUAUCUCUUCGCUCCUGCUUUAUUUGGGGGCACACUGUAGUUUGUGUUUUACUGAUUCACCUGUUGGGUGUGGGGUACUGUGUAGAGUAUCCUGUCUUUGAUUAAAUGGCCUAUUCCAUUCCAGUCCUGUGAACAUAUAAAGAAGGUGUGUGCUUUGUAGGAUAAGUACCUAACAUGUAGAAAUCGAAAAUACAAUUUCUGCAUCGGUCUCUUGGUGCCUUUUUAUUUCUGAUCUUGUCUGGAAGAUCUAUGGAUUGUGUCUUCCUUUAUGUUGGGCGAUAAAGAGAACAGUGCUUACAAAUAAAUCACUGGUGAUUCAGAGCUCUUGCUCCUGUGAUGCGUACUUUAUACCUUGUUAGAUUUGAAAUUAGCUAGCUAUUACUGCUCAGGUACAAGAUUCCUAAGUCAUUGUUGAUAGGUCUCUGAAAUAAUCAACUCUGUGUUUCCAAAGGCAGGAUUGAGCGUUAAGAGACAGAAUGAAGUGGAAAAUGUCAAUCCUCAUCAACGAUGUCUGAAUGCCUUUAUAAAAACCAGUUGUGUUAUCAUAUCUCAAAGCAUCUUUAAUUAAAUUUUAAAAUUGGGCUCAAGAGUCCCUGAUCCCCCUAGGUUCGUGCAUGACUUUAAACAGUCAUGGCUUCCGUCAAAGUAUCCUGGGAGCUGUAGUUUGUUAAGGGUGCAGAGAGUUGUUAGGAGACCCUGUUCCCCCUCAAACAGCUACAAUUUUCAGAGUGGUUAAACAGUCAUUCCUUCUUUCCAGGGAACUCUGGGAAUUGUAGCUUUGUGAGUAGAAUAGGGGCUUCCUAACAACUCUCAGAACAAACUUGGUUUAAACGAAAUUAUGUUUAGUUUCCAUUAAAAUUUGGUUUCCAUUAAAAUUAUUAGUAAAAUUGUAGCUAACCUAUUCCUUUUUCAACAUGUAAAUAAAACCAGCAGUUUUUAAAUAAUUUCAUAUUAAAAAAUAUCUCACAUUUACAUCACUUGGGUAGGCUUGCUUAAACACUACAGUAAUCACACCUGCCUAAUAUCACUGGACAGUGAGUCCAAAAUGUUGGUGCUGUUACCGGAAGGGCGGAUUCCUUGCAGGUGUGGAAUAAACAUUAUGUGGUGCUCAUAGUCAUGUAUAUGUAAUAUUUUUUAUGUGUAAUAUUUCAGAACUCUAUGGUGAGAUGGCUUCCCAGGGUUAAUAUUGGGAUUCAUGGCUUAGCUUUCAUUUCGGCACUUGCAUUGAAUAACUCACUUAAAUUCCAUAUAAAUGGUUGAAGCUGUGAGUCCUAUUCAUAUAACGUACAUUGAGCUCAUAUUCACCUUGCCCUCAUCACAGCCCUUUCAAUGUAUAUUCAACGCUUCACAAAUCUUUGGUUGUUGGGGAACGGCUUAGUCAUAAUGACUCCAUUUGACACCUGACCUCAGACUUUAGCUAUUUGAUCAGAAGUACCUGCAGGUAUAUAGAGUGUGUGUCUGAGUUGAUUGUAACACAUCUCCUUCCUUUGGAUCAGAAGUGACUAGGCCAGGAAAUUGCUGUAGCAGAAAGGAGGCGAGGAGAAUGCUGUUAAGCUCUUGACUCUGGCUGCCUCAGAAAUGUAAUUGUUGUUGGUGGUUCUUCUGGGCUAGAUAACCUCACGCUAAUACAGGCCUCCAUUUGCCCCUUGUUGGAUGUGCUGAAUUGUAUACAGUAUAUGCAUGUACAGAACACAAACCUUUCCAAGAAAAAUCAGUAUAGGUGAAUUGGUCCUAAGAAUGAUUGCACCAUUGCCAUUCAGAGGACAUUGCGUCCAGUCCCUUUAUCGUGAAUCACUGAUUCAUGAGAAUGAUGUGAACCAUGUUCCAUAAUUAAAUGAGAGAAAAAGAAACAUAAAUUGUUAUUAGUCGUUCAGUAAAUUUCAUGUGCCCUAGUUCGGCUUCUCACCAUCAGCUAAUUGAUAUGCAGAUGUAUGUAUGGUGAGAUGAACAAGGAUUUAUGAGGUUAGAUCCAGAGUAAGUUCUUUGCACUCAGCUCCUCUCUUGAUAGAGUUUUUAAUGUAGAGAUUAGUAUUAAGAAGUUGGUAACUUAGGGGCUUGUGCUAAGGUAACAUGACCCAGGCAGUUGCAAAGGCCUAAAAGUUGCUGCAUAACUUUGUAUUAGAGACUCUGAAAAAUGCUGUUGUUUCAAGCCAUUCCACAUUCCUCUCAUUUAUUUGUGAAUCCAGAAUACAUUUACCAUUGAAGCCAAUGGGACAAAUAUGACUCCUAGAUUUCAGUGUGACCUACGUGAAACUAAUUUAGUUCAGGUCCAACCUACAGUGUUGAUAGCAUUGCUUAGUAGAGUGGACAGCAUGCUGGGGCUGCUCUGCUCACCUGACUUCCAUUGAGAGGGAAGAGGUGUAGUGCUGGAAAGGUCAGUGUGGUACAGAUGUGUUGGUGAAGCAAAUCUGAUGCUACAACUGGCAUGUUUGCACUCCCCGGACCUCACUGCCACACCUCCCCCCCUCCAUCCCAGUAUGCUGUAGUGACUCAGCCAAACAAAGGUCAGGUGAGUGGCACAGCCUCAACACACCAUCCACUGGUGCCCCUUAGUCAUCUUUGCUGGUGUUCUUCUACUGCUUCCAGAAAGUCCUUUCUCUGCCCCAUUUCACAUAUCUUGAAUUACCCCUCCAUGCUUUCAGUCCUAUUCGAUAACGUAGCUGUGGCUUCUUUCCUUUAUGCUGCUUUACUGAUGAAUGAAAACCAGGGAGAAAUCCGACAAGAUAAUUGAUUUUUAGUUAUUAGUCAAUUUAGGGGAAAAACCCUAGUGGCUAAAGAGCAAUUUUAUCAAAAGCAGUUAAUUAGUUUCUGCUAGACGAUUCCAUAGACAAUGCCGACUUCACAAUAAAACUAACCUCUGAUAAAUCUUCCUCGUUUUCACACUUCGUUAAAUGGUUAAGAGAAGAACUGGUGGUCUUGAAAGAGAUGGAAUUAAAAGGUUCUGCACAGGAAAAUUGCUAAGACACAGCCUAGUUCCAUAGGUUGACUUCUUGAGAUCUGGCUUCAUUGAAUAUGAAUUCUGAAAGGUUUGCUUGAGUAGGUUCCGGUGGCCAUUCCUCGCUUUCCCAUUUAUUUGCUUGUAUAUAUUUAUGGAUCCCCUGAAAUAUAUAGCAAACAUUAUAAAAAGGAUUGUGCAGAGUACAUAAUAACAAUUGUUAUUAGUAUCUGGGUGGGGCAGUGUGGUGAAUCUACAUGUUUCAUGGUGUAACUGGAAAGAUGGGUUAUAUAUUUGCAGAAAGGCUGUACCAGUGGUAAAGGUAAAAGGUAAAGGUACCUCUGCCCGUACGGGCCAGUCGUGUCCGACUCUAGGGUUGUGUGCUCAUCUCACUUUAAGAGGCUGGGGGCCAGCGCUGUCCGGAGACACUUCCGGGUCACGUGGCCAGCGUGACGAAGCUGCUCUGGCGAGCCAGCACCAGCGCAGCACACGGAACGCCGUUUACCUUCCCGCUAUAAAGCGGUACCUAUUUAUCUACUUGCACUUAAGUGUGCUUUCGAACUGCUAGGUGGGCAGGAGCUGGGACCGAAAGACGGGAGCUCACCCCGCCGCAGGGAUUCGAACCGCCGACCAUGCGAUCGGCAAGCCCUAGGCACUGAGGUUUUACCCACAGCGCCACCUGCGUACCGGUGGUAGAGCAUAGUAUAUUCAUACAAAUGGUUCAGUCAGUGGUAUCUAUAGAAAGAGCUGGACCCUUCUCUUCUGCAACCCCAGAAACUCAUCUCCAGUUAGUGUAGAGCAGUCUUCUCAACCUGAUGCAUUUCAGGAGUUUUGGACUAUGACUCCUAUAAUCCAUGAUCUUUGGCCUUGUUGGUUGGGACUGAUGAGAGUUCAAGGCCAGUUUUAACUGUCAGUUGUUUCAUUUGGAAUAAGGCAACUUCCUAUGUAUCAGAGGCAACCAGUUCAGGUAUUCCUUUUUACGUGCAGUGCUAGGCAGAGAGCAAACCUGCUACAAUGGAACAAGAGCAAUGUCACAAUAAUUCUGAAAAGCUUUAUUAUCACAUGAAACAAGACUGACCAAAUGCCUGCAUCUUUUUUUCCCCCCUUCUGCAGCAAGGGACGAGAAUGUAGCCACCUUCCGUGGUUCCGAAUACCUUUGCUAUGACCUCUCUCAGAACCCCAUUCAAAGCAGCAGCGAUGAGAUCACACUCUCCUUCAAGACGUGGCAGCGCAAUGGGCUUAUCCUACACACGGGCAAGUCGGCCGAUUACGUCAACUUGGCUCUGAAAGACGGCGCGGUCUCAUUGAUCAUUAACCUGGGGUCCGGAGCCUUUGAGGCCAUUGUGGAGCCAGUCAGUGGCAAAUUUAAUGACAACCAUUGGCACGACGUUAAAGUGACGCGCAACCUGCGGCAGGUAAUGGGGAAGGAGAGAGAAUGCUGGGGAGGCUCCUCUCUACUGAAUCAAAGGUUGGGGUAGAUCAGUGGUUACAGGGCAACUGUUAGAUAAACGGGGGCUCAGGGUGGGAACAGCUGAGCAUUUGCAUCCUAGCCUUUCACAGUAACUGGAAGGAAAACAAGUGUUCAUUAAUUUACUGUAACUUAGCCUUGCAAUAUCUUCAUUUCCACUUAAUAAUUUUCUGUCUUUCCCCCCUCCCUUGAUUUGAUUUAACAAUACGAUUCUGUGACUUAACUUUACUUUCAUCUCCCUUUUCCUUUACUCUUUUCCCCUCCUUUUCUUUCUUUUUUAUUAUUUCCUUAAUUACAUUUCAAUCUUAUCAGUAAUAUUCUUGUUGCAUUUAAUUACAGUAGGAAUGGAGACUGUUUUCUGCAGCUGCUUUAUCCGCUCCCUUUUUUUCUUCUUUUAUGUCCUUUUAAUUGAUUUAACCAUUUCCAUGAUGCCAUUACUCGAAUGCUGUAAGGACCCAGUCCACUUGGAUGCUCUCUUGUGCAAAACCUGUUGCAACCAAUGCAAGGAUAUUUCAAGAGGGCUUGUGCAGGAGAACCUCCCAGUGACCUGGGUCCAUAAAAGCCUUUGUUUCUGCCUCUCCACCCUCUUUUUUUUAGUUUAUUUUUUUGUGUGCGAGUUACUUAUUUUAACCUUACGCUCCUGAUCCUUAACAGGCCGUACUUCUUCCAGAUCUCCCUAUUUUCUUUGUUUUGGUUUUCGUUAUGAAUCUACACUGUUGCUUCUUUUCUCUCUGUCCACUUUUCCCCGUGAGGACUUCAAAAGACCUACUUAUCAAAGCUACCAUGGAAGAGGCUCUACAAUGGUUGAUGUUGCCCUUUUGCAACUUCACCUGUUGCUCUUCUAAGCAGACAGAUCAGGUGAUGUGCUCACUUAGACAGCUCUUUAAUAUCACAACUUUCUCAUAAAAUAUAAAUAAGAACUUUUAAUAGGUAGGAUUCAUUUAAAUAACCUUGCUUCUGAAAGCUGGUGAAAUAUAUCAGGUCACGGGGUCAUCUACAUCAUGACAAAUGGAACUUUAUGUUGUAUAUGUAAAUCAUCUUGAUUAGGUAAAUGCUGUGUAAAAUAGCUUGUAAGCUAUUAUUUCUUUCAAAUUAAUUCUUUAAAGUGCUGGGUGGUUGUUGUUUUUAAUGCAAACAUUUAGACCAACACUUGUUGAUGCAAGCAAAACAUAACCUAUUUAUUUUGCUUGCUCAUAUGAAUGUUAACACCAAUCAGUUUAUGCAACUUUAUGGACUGAAAAAGCUGCCUUCAGGGAACAUUUAUACUAAUAGAAAGUAAUAAUCCUCAUGCCUAAGGACAUUAACUAAUCACAGUCAGGGGCCAGGAAAAUCUUUUUUCCCCCUGGGCAUUGCCUUGCAUAAUUAGGUUCAAUUUCCAGAGCCUUCCAGUAUCAGCAGUCCUUAAGCACAAUCAGCCACUGCGUUCUCAUUUCUUUUUCAGAAACAUUAGAUCUGUAGGUCCUAGGAUGCCUUUUUUUCCAUGCAUUGCAAUAUUUUUUGUGCCACUUGAGAUAUACUUGAAUGAUUCAAUGCUCCAAAUGUAAUAAAUAUAAUUAUCUUACCUGCAGCAACAUUUAAUGUGGAAUAUACUUACAGAAGAACAAUCUGUAAAGCUGAUUCACUUUUCAUAUUGCAAUUCAAAAUGAGCAGCAGCCCUGUUUUUAAAGAGAAAAAAAAUGAAUAUGAGGAUUCGUAAUUGCCAAUGAAAGCCUUUUCCUUUUUAUGCUGUCCUCCUUGAGUAUAAGUAAUUGAAAGCCAUACCAGAUGCAAGGAGUGGUUCAGCAUCUAUCAGUUAGCUCAGAUCCACUACGAAAUUUCAGUUACAGAACAAGAACAAGAACAGAUUCUGCAUAGGGAACAAAAUGCCUAGUCCCUCUCAUCCACUCCCUUUUUACCAGUGAUUUGAGAUAUGCUAAGAUUUAGAAGGAAAGCACAGAGUAUGCCUGCUAGCAGUUUAAAUAUCCCUAGCUUCUGUAAAGAUUUUACUCUCAUUGUUCACUGCCAAAUGUUACACUUACUGGCAGGGAGUUCUACAAACAAUGGGUGUGGGUGUGUAAUGUUGCUCUUUAUUUACAGAAGAGCUGCAAAUUGAUUUUACUUCUCACCUUGCAGCAUAAUAUAAAAGGAUAAGCAUUUUCCCCAGACCACCCAAGAUCUUAUAUAGUUCAGCCAUAUCUUCCCACCUCUCUCUCUUUUUCUCCCCUAAGUGUAGCAGCAAGUGGGGCAGUGUAGCUCACCUGACUGCUCAAUACCUAGUGUCACUGCCAGUUACCUAGAGGGAGAGGGGGAGUGGCAGUGAGGCGCUUGGCACAGGUAUUCUUGGGAAACCAAGCUGACUGCUAUGGAUCCCAAAUGCACGCUAGCAAAAUGCCCAUUUUCUGGAUGGACAAUGGAAGGUAUGUGCACCUGGGAUAUGUCCCUUCCCUCAUUAUUCCAGGGAGAGCCCUUCCACUCAUUGUCAAGGAUAAAGGCAUGCUUGAGGGCUCCCAUGUUUCCCCUGCUCCUGCCAGGGCCUCCCAGCUGGGUUUGGGAAGCUGUGCACCAUUUAAAAUGUCUGGGGCAGUUGAGCCAAGACGGGCACCAGGACCAGCGAGCCCUGGCAACUGCCCAAGGUUGUGGAAUAGUGACGCCAGCCUUGGAUCAAAGACAGAUUUUGUCCCCCUUGCAAUUGUCAUUCCCUGGUGCAGCACUUUUGUUACUGCCAUAUAUGUUGAUAGCUGACAUUAGUUCCUAUGGAGGAAACACAGGAGUUGUAUUAAGGGACACUAUCUGGGUGACAACUAGCCCUGCACUCUGUUGCCGGUGACCCAACUUCAGUCUAACUCCAGUCAUUGAGAACCAAGGCCACUUAUUUCUAUCUGCAUAGUUGCAUCCUGAGUUCUAUUUCUUGGUUUUCACUUGAGUGUCGAAAACCGGCUAAUACAUCUAAAUAAAGGUGCUGUUCAAAAGCACACCAGUGCAAGCAGAUAAAUAGGUACCACUGCGACAGGAAGGUAAACGGCAUUUCAGUGUGCUUUGGCUUCCGUCACGGUCUUCUGUGCGCCAGUAGCAGUUUAGUCAUGCUGGUCACAUAACCCAGAAAGCUGUCUGUCAACAAAUGCCAGCUCCCUCGACCUGAAAAGUGAGAUGAGUGCCACACCCCAUAGUCAUCUUUGACUGGACUUAACUGUCCAGGGGUCCUUUACCUUUUUACCUUUCACACUAGCAUAUGGGGGUUUGGUGGUGAUCAAAAUGCUCUUAGGAUGAUGCACAAGUAUGUCAUCUCCACUCCCAGUUUUGACCCUAUCCAGUCCAGUUCUAUGUCAUCAAGUAGCAAUGAGCAACUGUACCUCAUCUCUGAUUGUCUCUGGUAUGGCAGUGCAUACCUAUUCUGCUGCACCAGUGUGGCAGUUCACAUUCACAACACUAGCAGAAUGUCACUAUAUACUUUUAAUCUCUUAUUGACCAUCAAAUGUUAGAUUUGAGGCAUGGCUUCCCUUUGCGACAUUCAUGUUUGCUUCCUCCUUAAUAGGUAGUGUUUGCCUGCACAUUUAGUCACUCUCUCUCUCUCUUUUUAAUGUAUCCUCUGCCAAUUUCCUCUGUACCAAAAUUAGACACAUUGGUGUGUAGAUUCCUGAUUACCUUUGCAACCUUUUAAUUAGAUUUGCUUAUAUUGGCUUCCUUCCAAUCCUCUGAUAUCAAGAAUGAUAGGAGAGAUAAGGUACAUACCAAAGCAAGUGAUUCAGUCAUUUCAUGUUGGAGCGGCAAAAAAUGCUGCUGCUCUCGUGACCGAUUACUUUUUACUGUGGACAUUUGUCCUCAAACUACUUCCAUGCAGUUUUCAGGGUGUAAUGAUUCCUUAGAUUUGUUGCCUAAAGAUAACACUUCAGGUAUCCCUCUGACAUAUAUACAGUAUAUGUGUGUAUACGGUAUAUAUAUAUAUAUAUUUGGAAGGCAGAUACGGAGAGCUCUCUGGGAUCUUUUUCAAUCUCCAGAGAGACUGCAAAAGAGAGUCUGGGGGACAAAUGAGUGUGCUGCUCCUCUGUAGGCCUGCUGCUAAUCCAUUAUUUUUAGAUAAACCCUUCUUGGUUUUGCUUAGCACAGGCUUACAUUUAACUUCCUACAAUGUAGUUAUUCUCUGGUUUUCCAAAUCUGGAUCACAUUUCCACUUUUUCAAGAAUGCCACACUUGAAAGGAUACAUUUUCUACUCUAGCACUGCAAAUCUUUUACUUCCACAGAUCUGAUGUAUGUAUGUGUAAGCAGAAAUAUAGCAUGGUGUCAGGCUAAAUUCUACUCAAAGUGACACCGGGCUGCUGGGUUGCAAAUGAAAGCAAUGUUUUGUUUGUUUCCACUGGAUCACAUGCAUAUGUAAAUUUCAUUCCUCAUACAGUGGAUGGGCCUAAUGAUCCCAUUUCAUUCAGACAUUCUCAUCAGUCCAGUAAAGGACUGUCACCUCAAAAUACAAUUUUAAAAUGUAACUUUAUUUAUCAAUUUGUAUCCAUUUUUUUUUUGACAUUUUCAGAAUGGCUGCUCUCUGAAAUUCUCUCGCCGCUUCAUUGACCAUUUUGGUUAAUGGUGUAUAUUAUUUUUUCUGAGGCUGGGUGAGAAUCGGUCUUCAAUGACAGGCAAUGGCCAAAGGAAAAUUAAUCUUCCAGGCAUGCCAGAGCUUCCUAUUCAAAAUGCUGGGUUCAAGGAGGAUGACAAUUAGGAUUAGAAGCAGAGAUCAGUUGUAAAAUAAAAAAAAUAAAGAUCUCCCCUUCAGCUUGUCAGACAGAGGCAAUAUAGGCACAGUCACAGCAGAAGGGCAUGGCACAACUCUUUCUGGACUGUACCACUUCAAACAUCUUUUGAGAGAUCAGUGCUUCACCAUAAAUAAUAAACAGACAGAGGCACUAUAGGCACAGUCACAGCAGAAGGGCAUGGCACAACUCUUUCUGGACUGUACCACUUCAAACAUCUUUUGAGAGAUCAGUGCUUCACCAUAAAUAAUAAACACCCUCUGCAUUGCAAAUUGGCACAUCAAGGACAUCGCUAGUCCAGAGCCUUUCCUCUUGAUGUACUAGUUUUCAGUGUGCAGGGAGAUUUCUAUGUUGAACAUUCAAACAUGGUAUCCCUGCAUCUGCAGUCUGAAAUGGUUCCCAUGGCAAGAGUUCACAUCACGUGAUUCUGCUGCAUGUGUAAAUUGAUUUGUACUUAACACCAAAGCAUCACCCUUUACGGCUGAGCUUUUCUUGAGUAGUCAUUGCAGUUUCCACGGUUAAUUUACCUUGUUAAACGUUUACUAUUUUAAAAUAGUAAUAUUUGCUAAAAUAUUAGCAAAUGGGAUACAUUUUUUGUGGUAGGUAUGGGAUUUUUGAUAUUUUUCACCAGCACUUUCAGAAGAGGGUUAGUAAUAGGGGUUGCUGUGUCCACCCUAUUUAAACAUUUAAACAGGCAGAGCAGGGCAGCACAAAAACUGGGAUCUCUUCUUGUCUUGCUACUAACAUUUCAUAAUCUUUGGUGACCCCUUUGCCCUGCUGCAAUAUUGGAUGGUGUGGUGAGGCAGUGGCACUCAUCUGAAUUCUAGUUGGUUAUGUCACUGCUGCUUACCAGAAGGUGGAGGAAGGGAGCAAGAUGGGUAUUGUGGAAAGGCCCUGGCAGUGCCCCUGUCUGGCAUUCCCACCAGUACACCUGCACUGUGUCAACUUCACAGCUGCCUCUUGCUCUACCUCCUGGUAAGCAGUCACAGUGCGACCAACCAGAGAUCAGAUGAGCAUCACAGCCCUAAUGCACCAUCUGCAACUGCCCUGCUAUAACCCUUUUCUUCAUUUAUGGAGGACAAGGAUAAUUGUGACACACCCUGCAGUACACAUGGUGAAAGGCUUCCCUGAGUAUUAUUGACCAUCAUCCAAAGGGAAGGGGCAUGAUGGCAUUGCAAUUGCAGUCGUGCCAUCUUAUGUCCCAAACAGAUAUUGACUGAAAAUCUAGGUGCAACAUACUGGGGCUGCUGUCUACUAAGCAGAUAUGCUGUCAUUUAUUUUAAAAGCACGUGGGAGUCCACUUUGUAACUGGUGGACUUACUCCGGCAUUUUCAGUGUGUUUCAUUUUCAGAAUGGGAACAGAGGACAGCUUUUCUCCUCGCCCUCUGUUGUCUCUGGCCAAAGGAGUUUGGCAGGUUUAUGAAACACUGCAAAACCCUGUUAAGCAGCCUUGCACUUAGCAACUUACCUGGCAAACAUAGGUGACCAGGAAUUCCAUGCAGGAGAGUCAAUAGGCUAGCAGAAGAGAUAAGGGACUCUCCAUCUUUGCUCUUCUGCACCUUUUAUUAUUCUGCAGCUCUCCAUAAGCCUAGCAGUGAGCAAUAGACAUACUACUCCCCACCUUCUCUCAUAAAAGGACAUGUUAAAUUCUACCCAUCUUUCCCCCUUCUUCCCAAAAUAUCUGAUGCAAGCAGUCACCACGCCUUCCAAAAUUAGGCAAGCUUCUCCCCACCCUCCUGAGUACCGCAGGUGAGCUACACAUCGUUUCUGUUAGUCCAACCUCUCAUGUUCUGUAUGUCUUUCUUGAGAGUCACCAGUUCAGCCACUUUAAAGAAAUCUGGAAAUUGGGGGACGGGAAGGACCACCCCCAGGGAAUCGUCAAGCAACAGCCUGCACCUGAGAAAUAUAUUCGGUUGGUUAGAAUAACUGAGCAGCGCUGGAGGGUAGCAGUGGCUGGAAUAACUAGGAGAGAGAAAUGGGCUUGGGCGGUGGGAGGAGGCAAGAUUGGAAUCGCUCAUGCUGGUAUAUAUUUAUGCGGGGUUGAGAGAUAUGGAUGGGGAAUACAUUUUUGAUGGGCUUUUGGAAAGUAAGUAUUGUUUAUAUUUUAUCAUUUUGAUCCAGUUUGGGAUGGGUUGGGGCGGAUGGAGUUGGAACGUUGAUAAACUUUCUCGGGGUGGGAUGGGCAGGAAGCAGCAAAAGGAGAAUGGGAAGGGUAGGCAGCUCCCUUCCUCCUAACAAUCUAUAUGGCAUGGUUCCCCCCAGACAGUCCUGCUCAUAUUGUCCUCUUCUCACUCUGUGUGUGUCGGGCGCCCCAAGCCUUUUUUUGAAAGACUAACACUAGACCAUUCAUGCAAUGUGUCAUUUUUACUAACCGACUAAUGUACUAACACCCUAACGACUCAUCUUUGCUUUUAGUUAUUUUAAUUAACAAUCGUUCUGUUCACAAUUUUUUAAUUUCCUUUCUUCCCCCCUUUUCCGCAAAGCACUCAGGCAUUGGACACGCUAUGGUAAACAAACUACAUUGUCUGGUAGAUAUCAUUCUUAUUGUCUCUUUUUUUGGGUUUGCCGUGUGUUACCUCCCUCUUCCUCUCCAUCCCCCACCACCCUGUUUUUCCCCUGACCCUUUAUACUUACCGUCCCCCUUUUCUUUUCUUUUUCUUUGAUUUUGCUGUAAAUACCCUUUCUUCCUCUUUUUUUCUUUUUUCUUUAAAAAAACAUUUUCUUUAAGAAAAAAUAACACCAAGAAGCAAACAAACAAAUACAACAGUUCUGGAAAUGGGGUUUGGUCAUCUUUCUUCAUUGGCUUCUUCACGUCAUUCAUUUCUCCUCCUAAAAAUAUAUUUUUAACUCUGUUUCCAACCCCUCAGUAUUUUUGCAAACUCCUCUUCUACCUAUCUUCUCUCUCUUUUCUCCUGGUUAUCUUUCUUUUGCGCUCUCUCAUUCUGCCUCUGCAUUUCUUUUGGAUUCUCUGAAGGUUUUUAGCUCAACAACCAUGUCAGGGCCUAUAGUUUGUUGUGGUGAGGCUGGUCUUUCCCUCCCCUCAUCCUUUUGUUGUGGCAACAGCUGUUGUAGGCAAAACUGGCCGGAGCAUUUCCUGUCCUUUCCGCUUCUAACCCUCUUCCUCCUGCCGGCUCCUCUCCAUAUAUUUUCUCUCUUUCUCUCCCUUCAACCUUCCACUUGCCAUGGCCAAAAGGAGCUCAGCCAGUUGUUUGUUUCAGCGCAUUUUCCGCAUGGCAUGCCCACCUCCUCAGUCCCCACUCGCCAUACCGGAAGCCUCAAUCUCUUUCCCACCAUCUCUUUUCCAAGCCACAAAUAACCUAUUAAAACAAAACACACCUCAUUUUCACUCCCUUCCUCCCCACCCUGCUCCCCUUCUGUCUCCCUUCACCCACCAUGUGUUAUGGGGCUUGGGAUAUUUUAGGCUACUUCUUUCUUUUUGCCCUAUACCUCAUUUUCUGGUAAGGUCUGGAUGGUUUUUCUUUUAAAGUUUAGUUUAGCCCUUUUUUUCCUUAACUGCAUGCAAGUGUGAAAAAGCCCUCUCUUUCUCUUUCAGAAUCUCUCUCUCUCUUCUGAGCUUCGAAUAUCACUCGCAUGGGUGUGUCAAAGUUUGGUGUGUGCGACUGUGUGUGGUGUGUGCAUGUUGCCAUUUUUAUUUUUUUUUUGGUUCUCUCUCUCUUUCUCUCUCCCGUUUCUCUAAUUUGCUGGUGUGUGGUUGACUUUUUUUCUUUUUAUUCUUACUAUCUUUCUGUUAAAUCAUAUUCUCUCUCUCUCUCUCUCUCUCUCAGUUGCGGUCUUGGGUGGUGGGUGGUUGUCUCUGUAGGUCCAUAGCAUGCUCCUCCAUAAUGUAUUGAAAGUGAGACCCCUCCCUUCCCCUCCCCUCCCUUCCUGAAUGCAUGACUAUCACCAUACCGUGUGAGCAAAAAAAGAAAGAAAGAAGCAAAAUCAAAUAUAUCAACUUCGUCUUCAUUAGUGUCUUUACUAACAAUCGUAACUAACAAUAAUCACUACAAAUAACAGCUAAUUAAUCAUUUUUUUUAAAUAAAAAAAAUCAGCUCUCAGAAGCUCUCAGAGGAACAGUUCAAUUUUCUGGCCUGGUUAAACAACGGGAGCCAUUGCGGCAGAUUAGAAUAGCUCUUAACUCAGCUUCAGCGCUAUUGAACUAACAGCACAGGUGACUGAGGAACUGAAGGGACAGGGCAAAACAGCAGACCAGAAAAUGGAACUGAGCUGCACCGAGUAAACAAACCUCAGCGAAACAUGUGUGAAAAGUUGCACAAAAAGUAGGGGAGAUGACUUGCUCUUUCUAAGAACUGUAAGGUCAUUGCUGGGAAUUUUGUUUUUUUUCUUUUCUUUCUUUUUUUUUUUUGGUCCAUUGUGUCCUUCAAACAGGUGACAAUCUCUGUGGAUGGAAUCCUCACCACCACGGGCUACACACAAGAGGACUAUACCAUGCUAGGCUCAGACGACUUCUUCUACGUAGGUGGGAGCCCCAGUACAGCUGAUUUGCCUGGUUCGCCUAUCAGCAAUAACUUCAUGGGCUGCCUCAAAGAGGUAAAUGUUUCAAACUGUGGGCAUUCUGUUUUUUGACAAUUAUGCACCCCAACCAAGUUUUCUGCAGUUCCUUUACUGAAUAUUAUAUGUACUAAUCGAGAACUACUGUAAUUCCCCAGGCGUUUUCCCUCAUGUCACCAAAGCACUACCAUUUGCACAAUAACAGGGGACAUAUAUGCAGGUUUGGGGGAAUCGCACAUUUUUCAGAAACAUUAAAAAAGAAAAACUGUUGGUGAAGAAGAACCUUAAGGGGAGAACUCCAAAAGUCAUUUACUCAGUGCAUACAGAAUGUUUUUUUGCGGGGGGGAGGGCUGGGGAUAAUGAAUAGAGUAUUCUUGAAAAUGGUGUGACUAAUUAGCUGCAAAAUGUGGGCUCCAUACUGCAACUCUUUAUUGCAAUCUCACAUACAGUUGCUCCUCUAGGCAGCAGUGACAGUGACAUCUGGGCAGCAGUAGUGGCAGUAGUAAAACAAGCCACCGUUAUCAUGUAUUCCACAGCCAGGCCUCUGUCACUUGAGCUAAUUGCAGAUUCAGUAGCUAACAUUCAAAUACAUCAGCAUCUGGUGAAGGCAAAGAGGGCCUAAUCCACAUACACAUUUUGAGCUCGGGCUAGGGGAUGGCAAAGAGCAGAUCUGAGUGGAAUGAAAGCAAAGAAGGACAAACCGAGACACUUGAAAAAGGCUGUUGGGGUUGUUGUUUGUAAGAUGAUCCCAAUUUGUUAGCAACUGUUGUAGACUUUAUGAGAGAAAGAAGGGUUGCAGACUGAACCACAGGCACAUAUCAUGGACUGAAGGGGAAAUAUUGCAUAAGUGUGGGAAACUUCUUGAGCUCCAGCUGCUGUUGGACUACAACUCCCAUCAGCCCCAGUAAGCAUGCUGAAUGGCCAGAGAUGAUAGAAACUGUAGUUCAGAACUUCUUCACACCUGAAAUAGUAGAACGUCAUAGCAGAGAGUUAAAAAAGAAGCAGAAGCAGAGAAAAAGGACAGAGAAAAAUGGUAAAUGAAAUAAAGGAGAAAACUCUGUGCAUCAUGAACUAAAACAGGGCUUGGAGUUUUUACCCAGUCUGAGGACGACUACUGCACUACUUCUAAAGAAAAAUGUUUUUUUGUUUUUUUUUUGCAGGCACUGAAAAUAGUACAAUGAAGGCACUUGCCUGAUAUCAAUAGGCAGGGAGUUCCAAAGUGUAAGUGCUGCCACACUAAACGAUUAAGUGCUUACAAAUGCAGAACGGGUAUUAUGUGGCACAAGUAACAGUGCUCGUUCUACUGAUUGAAGCAGACUAGUGGGUGUAUAUGGGGUAAGGCAGUGUCUUAGGUAUACUAAUAGCAACACCUAGUAACGUGGCCUGGUAGCAAAUUGGCAACCAGUGCAGAUUGCUGAGCCUAGGUGCUUUAUAUACUGACAGGUAUUGAUCCUUAUUGUUGGGGCAGCGUCCUAGUUGGACCAGCCUCUACUGCCAUUUUGUGUUUUUUGUAAAAAAACAAAAACCCAACCCAGCCCCUUCUGGUAAGGUCAAGUUGCUCAGUACUCCAUUAGCCCAGUGCUGGAACGUUAAGUGCUAGGUAAGACAGCUGAAACUGCCCCAUCUCCAUAAUAUUCAAUGCUUCUAGACCCCCUUCUCAGUCUUAAGCCCAGAGGCAUUGGGGAUGAUGAAGAUAGCAACAGCUGCGGCCAUCUUGCCUGUUACUUUUCCUUAUGGUUCUGUAUGUAUGUAUGUAUUUAGGGAUGCAAGCAUCAGCCUCUGGCAUUUGCCCUGCUAUGCUGGGUAGUAAUGCCAGGCCUGAGAUCUGGCAUGUUUCACCUGAGGAUUCUGGCCACAAUAACCCCUCCGCCCCAUCCCACCCCCCCAACUGGAGUAAAACUAGCAAGGAGUAGAGUGGUUGAGAUGGUAACUGGCGAACACAGUACAAAAAGAGAAUUGGGAUGGCGUAAUUGCACCCAUUAAAUCCAUGCCUCCUUUUCUGAUUAUUAGCCAUUUCAGACAGAAUGGUUUUUGCAUCCACUCUCUGAACAGAUGAUUAACGGUUUAAUCUCUAAUAACUUUACGUUUUAUGGAACCCUGCUAGGAUUCUGCAUCUGGUGAGCCAAGCUAUUUAAAGCUGUGUUAAUUCUGUUAAUUGCUCUACGUUUAUUUGGAUUGCUGGCACCUGCGGGCUUCGGGAUAAUGUUUGGGGUUUAUAGUCUCCCUGCUCCUUGCUGAGGAAAAUGGAGAAGGACAUUUUCCUUCAGCUAGAACCAAUAACCUUGGCAGAAGUUCCUUACUAAAAAAUGUUUGUCCUCAAGACUCCCUCUCCUACCACAGCUGAAAGCAAUGAUUUGUCACUCAGAGCACCGGAUGUUGGCUUGGCUGGGGAGGCAGCCAUCCUGUUUUGCAUCCAUUUGCUAUUAUAAAAAGGUGGUGGCCAGAGCAUCAAGGAAUGGUGCCAGAGCAUUUGAAAGGCCGGUCAGUUUUGUCUUUGCAUAUCACACUCCCAAGCCAGCUGCCAGCACUCCAUUUUCCCAAUGCAAAGGGCCUGGGCACUUUGAAGACACAGAUGUGUGUGCAUGUGUUGCGGGGAAGCUUUUGGGUAAUUUUUGAACCCAAACUGGGAAGAAGCAAAAGCAUUAAUUGCAAAGCAAAUUAAGUCCAUUAGAUGUUUUUGUGCGUGCCAGUUGCCUGAAAUCGGGGGCAGGGGGACUGUUUAAACUAGCGAAGCUGUGCUAAAACCACUGCUGAGUAGAAUAUCUUAAAGGGUCUGAAAUGGUCCACUGAGUGUGUGUCCCCCUCCUUUUCCCCUGAUGAGACUCAAGGCAUCUCACAAAUAAAAACAAGAAUGGCUAAAAACAUAAGAAAAACAAUAAUUAAAAAACAAUUAAACAUUAAUAGAAUUAAAACUACAUGCAUAUAUAAGAUCUAUUUAAGACAAAACAACACAGCACUAGUGCUUUCAUUAAAAACAGUCAGUUUCCAAGCACUGGAACAAGAAGGUCUUCACCUGCUGGCAGGAGAACAACAGGGAGAAAGCCAAUCUAGCUUCUUCAGGGAGGGAGUUCCAGAGUCUGGGAGCAGCCACCAAGAAGACCCUCAUUUUAAAAUGGUGGCAUGAACAUCUUCUUAGGAAUGAAGUCCAGUAGGGUUUUUUAAAUAAUAAUAAUAAUAAUAAUAAUAAUAAUAAUAAUAAUAAUAAAUAUUAUUUACUUAUGGAAACUUUCUCUUCUGAGAUGAUCACAGGAGCCAACUCCUAGGGGCCAAGGGGUCUUCGCCCCACCCAAUAAAAUAUUUGAGGCCCCCCCAAGUUGAUGAGCAUUGCCAUUCAAUCGUGUGCGUGCACUGCAUCGUGUGAUUAUGUGGGGUGGGGUUUAUCUGGUCCCCCCCAUAUUUCAUUCAAGUUGGCACCCCUGGAGAUGAUCCAUUAGUAAUGGGCUUCCACCAUUUGUUCCUGAUAGUUGGUGUAGGACUUUGUGAAGGACUUCAUACAGUUAUAGCAAAUAGAGAGGUAUGCUACCUCCAUCUACAGAUGGUAGGGGCUUCUGGAUCAUGAAUAAAGAUCUGAGAUGAAGGCAAGUUUGUAAUUAUAGAAAGACAUCAAUAAGACUGCAAGAAAGUUAACUUGUCAUGAGGGCUGGCUCAUAUGACAUGCUAAGGCAAACUGUGGCUUAGUGACACCACAUGAGUGGAAAGGACAAUGCAGUUGACUCCCAGCCCUUCUUGCUGCUAAACCUUGACUGUGCUGAGCUAAGCUCAGAGACCAGUUCCUGGGAAUCACAAGUGAAGAGAGUGCUGAUGUACUCAUGUCCAGCUUGCAGGCUUCCCACAAGUAUCUGGUGAGCUGGUAUAAGAACAGGAUGCUGCACUAGGUAGGCCAUUGGUCUGGUCCACCUGGGCUCUUCUUAAUAUGUUAAAAGCUCAGAUCUGGCUUAGUGUCUUGUCCAAACUGGGAUUUGUGGCUAAGCUUUCUUCACGAAAACCACAAGCUGUAGCCAAGAACAAACCUUGGUUUGACUUAAGGCUCCUCUGCACAUCCCUUCCUAAAGCCCCAUCUGCCCACAUCUAUUUUAUGUGUUAUUAUCAGUGGAACCAUGCUGCAGCAAGUUGGCAACUGAUCUCACGUUCCAUUAUAACAGGACCAUCCGCCUUGCUAAUUUGUUUAUUGGAUCUAGUGUCCUGUUGCUCAUAUUGAAAAUCGGCAGAAGGAAAGCACGUGCACUCUACUUGCUUCAGUUGGGACAAGUAGUUGUUCACAUUUGACUGAACAAAAUAUCAAAACAAACACUGUCAUUUCCCAAGUUUUCUGAGGUCCUUAGGUGAGACCCUGGCUAGGCCCACAUCCUUCUGAUCAGUGUCACCACUGCCCCUCUGCUUCUCACCUUCCUCUGUAGUCAAUUCACUCAGCUGCCUAGAGAGUGGCAGUGAGUCAAGCAGAAGCUUUUACUUCCCCUUAUUCUUGGUGCUGCUAUGUCAUGCCAUGUGGACAGGUGACCAGGGAGGAGUGCCAAGCAGUAAGACGGGCCAAGAGACUCCUAGGGUCUGGCACUGGCCUCUCCUGCUGAGCACUGGAAAAGAGAAGCAGCCCUAAACUCAGACCCUUAAAACACUCUUGACAAAAGUGAGAAUGUGCUGACAUACCCCCAUCCCUGAUUUAGUGAGCUGUAUUCCUCUAUAUUCCCUUUUAAUUAUUCUUUUAUAUAUUAUGCUAGAAGUGUCAGCAUUCUGAAACAAGGUGUCUCUUUCAAUAAACACACCCCUCAACCUGUCUAGGCCUAGCCUGAGCCAAGCAGACAGCAUUCAGCCUGAACAUUUCCACUCAGGAAUCUCUAAGCAACGGGAUAAAUCCAACAGUGAGAUUCCAGCGUUUAUUUCCCUGCAGCUUUGCAGCCACAGAAGUAACUGUGAAAGCUGAUCAUUACUGCCUGAAAGCACUCCCUGUUCAGCGCUCUCAGCCUGUGUGGGGUCGUCCCUUCCUGGAAAUUUUCAAAAGCAGGGAGUAGUUUUUACCAACCUCAAAUCAGUGGACUGGUGCUGAGUAAAAAAGGGGGCUGAUUAGGGACUGGCCCACUGAGACACACUUCAGAGAAUCAUAGACAUUAAAGGCAGCAGCACCUGCUAGGCCCCUUGUCCAUCUCCUCUCGCCAUGCACUUCAUUGUUCCGUUCUCUGUAUUAACAUGAAACAUUGCUACAAAGAGCUAUUUAAACCCUGCCUUUUGCUUGCCAGGUUUUCUAUUCCAUCAGUUUUUGCAACAGAGAUUUCUAAGGACAAAUAAGUGGUCUUCAUCACUCUCCACCCCACCCCACUUUUUAUCUAGGCUUCCCUUUGUGUGUUGUUGCCGAAAAGUAGCACCAUGAAUGCUGCACUUAAAUGAUUUCUAUUGUAUCUGAAGUUUUCUUAGGUUUAAAGGAGGUUUACAACGAACACUAAGAAAAUUCCCUUUCUUAUUCUUCUUCAUGUUUGGAAUGUUAAAAGUGUAGGGAAUAGGUUAUAAUACUGUAUAUUGCAGACCUUCAGAAACUGUCCAUCAGAAGUGUAUGGUGAUCCACCGAGAUCCCAGUAAACAUCCUGUUUUCCCUGUCUGCCUGGGACUGAAGAGACAUGGGCUACAAUUCCAGAGUUUCCCGGGAAGAGGGCUGACUGUUAAACCACUCAGAGAAUUGUAGCUCUGUGAGAGGGAAAGGGGUCUCCUUGCAAUUCUCAGCAACCUUAAUAAACUACACUUCCCAGCAGGGGAGCCAACUUGAAUAAAAUUUUGUCGGACAGCUCUCACCAUCUGUUGCCCCAUUUGAAAGAAGUACUUCCUCUUGUUUGCCUUGAACCUCCUAUCCUUAAGCUUCCUUGGGUGACCUCCUGUGUCACAGUUUCCUGCCAGAAACAGAAGGGGAGAGUGGAGGCUAUGGUUAUAGCUGUUCUCUUACUUCUCCUCUCACUCCCCUCCAUCACAUGGCUGCUGAGCACCAGCAAAACAACAGAAAAAUAAAACCAGAGAAUUUGGAGGCUCUUCUUUGACAAUUCCCAAAAGAUAAUCUGGAAACACUGACCUAGAGUUUAUGUUGAGUAAUUCUACUGAUGCCACUUCCAGAGAUGUUAAUGGAGAAGAAGCAGGGACCACCAGUAGAAGCUGAAGAAACCUGCUUCUGUACCUCCUUUUUUAGGAAACAAAGUGCAAAACUGAUUAAGAUGCACACUAGGAAGGCACAUGGUACCACACUUUAGAAACCAGGGCCGGCCCAGGACAUUAUGGCACCUGAUACGACACACAAAAUGGCACCUCCCCACCCUCUGGGGAAGAGGGGGUGAAUGAAGCCCUACAUCAGGAACAAGAUUGGGGAGGUGGGGAAUUAAGAUCUACAUCGGGGACAGCAUGGAAAGUGGAGGUCAGCUUUGGGAACAAGGGGGUCGUGUAAGUAGGAACAGCAGGCAGUGCAUUCCUUGGAGGCCAGAUCUUCUGCCCCGUGGAUCCUGCUGCCUGAGGCAGUCACCUCAUCUUGCCUCACGGGUGGGAUGGCCCUGUCACAAACACAUUAAGUAGAAAACACUGCUCUUACUAAAGAGGAACAAGGACCCACCAUGUACAUAUGUGGAUAUUAAGGGACUUUGAAAGCUUUUGAGUUGUCUGUAGUUUAUGUCUUGUAUUUUAAGUGAUAUUCAAUGCUUUCUCUGUUUUAUUUUGACCUAUUGAUAGCUGCCCUGAAUCUUCAAGAUGAGGUGGGUUAAAAUUUCCACACAAAUGCAUUUCAAAAAGAGAAUGGCACUAAUCUCACCCACUCCAGGCACAAAUCAACUAGUUCACAAUUCCAUGGAGAAGGCAGGCAUGUGCCAAAUGGAAAAUAUAUAUGAAAAGUUGGGAUGGAUAAAUGCACCCAUAGGCUUGUGUCAGCAUGCAUGCAAGCACAACCACAUUCAUGUGAAGAGCACUUGUAUAAUCUUCUAUGAGUAUCGGCAUGCAUAGUGUGCCUAUUCUGCAUUGCAGAGUUGUAGAAUUCACAACCACAAUUGUCACUAAAUAAUCUGCACCAAUGUGUGAGUCACCGCUGAAAGCAUGUCUGUGUGCACAAAUAUAUGUACUGGGAAAUGAGGGGACAUAUACAGAUAUAUGAGGCUGCCUUGUACCAAGUCAGACAUAGGCUCCUUUAUUUUCUGAUCAGCAAUCUGGUUGUCUUAGGCAGGGAUCCUUCUGAGCUCAACUACAUGGAAUGUUUUUGGAUUGAGCUGGUGGUUGCAAAUGGGACUUUUUGAGCCCAUUUGCAGGGUGAUAGGGAAGUAAUGAUGGACAGGGGAGACAUAGACACCCCCUCAAUCUUUGAUGGACUAAAUUAUUCUUUUAAACCUUCAGGGGAUUCUACAUUGUAAUGUAGCAUCUUUGUAAUGUUCCCAAAGAGAAAAAGAAGAGAAGCAGGUGAAGAGAGAAGCCUCUGCUGUUGGUCAUUGUAAACAUAGGAUGGUAUUCAGCUAAGAAUAGACCCAUUGAAGUUAAUGGACCUAACUUGGUCAUGCUUGUUAAUUUCAGUGGGUCUGCUCUGAUUAAAACCUAGUUGCAUACCAGCCCAUAAGUUUAAAAAAAUAUGCAAGCCCACCCCUGAAAAUGGUUUAAAGUGACUCCCAGAUUUUUCAGCCUUAGAAUGGGGCUGUAAGGAUCUGCAAGACACUUUUGGCACAGAUUUUUUUUAAGGCAGGGAUCCUAGGAUUUGGACUUGGAGCCUUUUGUAUGAACAUAUUGCACUCUCUCACUGAGCUGUGCUCCACAUUGUUAAACCCAAGCACAAUUGUCAAACCACACAAUCUCCUCGAGCUCAUAUGCUUCAACAAUCGUUCAUACUUCUUUUGAGCUGGUGGAAUUGCUUAUUAACCCAGGGUGAUUUCAGUGGUGGUUCAGAUGGAAUAUAGCUGAGAAGCAUAGGAACUACUUCGCAUAUUCAUUUGACCCAUCAGAGUGUGCUCAAGUUGUUCCUCCUGCUGCUGAAAAUCACUGAAUCUCUAUGCAGAUACAGAGCACUCUGCUCACUGAAAACUGUGGAAACUUCUCUGUAUGCAACUGCAAAGCAGCCAGAAGCCUCCUGCCUGAUGCAAAGUUCUUUUAAUACUCACCCGAGACAAAAGAGCUGCUACUUAGGCACUAAAAGGCAACAGAGAGCCAAUGCUAAUUCAAGCAGAAAUGCUAGUGAAAUUUUAUUUGUGACAUAUACCUACAGCUUGGACAAGAGUUUUGCAUCAGCUUCUGAAGCAAGCUCUGUGAAAUAUGAGUCCCUUGGAAAGGAAAUCAAUGUGCAAUGGUCCCAGUCUUGCAGGUGCUGGCAUGAGUAUUCUAGAAAUCUAGGCCAGUGGGGCUUUUUUGAAGGGUCGGGUUGGCAGAGCUACUUCUGUAGAACCAGCUAAUCAGCUGCCUUCUUAUGUCAGUGUUAGCCGACUGGCAGAGAGCACUACCAGGGAGCUGUGCCAAUUUUGAAUUGUAGCUUCCUCUUCCCUUCUAAGAGGGGAGCAUAUGCCAGUGCCUGUAAGCAGGUGCUCCUGGCCCUUAAAAAACACAACAAUUGUAUCCCACCCUGCUUUGAAAGGCUAUGGAACGUGCCCAGAACAAAACAAUUAAAUGUUCUGUCCUUUGCUGCACAAACAAUAUACAUUUUAAACACCUCCCCCAAGAAUCCUUGGAACUGUGAGUUACACCUCAUAGUGCUACAAUUACCAACCCCUUUAACAAACUACAAGUCCCAGGAUUGUUAAGUGUGUGGGUUUGUGUACUUCAAAUGUGUGUUGUAUAUAUGCAGUCUUUUUUAGUACCUGGCUCAAGCUUCCCAAGAAGUAACACAUGGAAGCCUUGUCACACUCUGGAUGCUCAAAUUAUGCUUAUUUCCCUUUAACUAUUCUCGUAGUCAGAUAGCAGCAUCUUGGGCAGCUUGCCUUCUCCCUACACUCCAAAAGGCAGCCGCAUUAUUCCCCAUAAGGAAUCUGAGCUCAUGCUCUGUGCACACAGAUUCCAGAGCAGACCGAAUGAUUAAUGGGAUGUGUCACUUGCAGCCUAGACGUGCUCUGGCGGGGCCAUUGGACUCUUCAGUCGUGCUGAUUAGGUAUUAUGCACUGAGAGGCCUGGAAAACCAAGCUGGGGAAAGCCUUGCUGCUGCUGCUGCUGCUGCUGCUACUACUACAAGCAACCUGAGGCUUCUUCUCUUUUUAAAAAAAGAAGGCAAAGGAACAAAAGUGGAAACUGAUUGGCCCUGGGAUCAGCUGGGUCCUGAGCCAGCACCACUGCCAGCACUUGGUGGCAUUGGGACCAAUUGUUACCCUAGCUCCAGGCAGCAAUUUGCGCACUCUGUACCUUCCACUCUAACCAGCAUGAGACACUGGGUUGUGGACGCAGUGGUGACUCCAGCAUUGUGCCACACUUCACCACUGCCCAGCCAGGGUUUCAACUGACAUAUUUUCACUAAUAGGGAGGAAUUGAUUGAUGAAGUGGAAGUGCUCAGAAACUUGGUAGGAAGUGAUCAUGUUCUCCUGGGUUUCAGGAUACAGAGGCAAGGGGAAACUGAGUGUAGUCAGACACACGCUCUGGACUUUAAGAAGGCCACUUUGAAAAGCUGAAGCAGCUACUGGGUGUGAUCCUGUGGUCAGAAUUACUCAGUGAGUCCAAGAAGGAUGGGAGUUUCUAAAAGGAGAAACAUUGAAGGCCCAAAUGAAGACAAUUCCCAUAAGAAAGAAAAGUGGGAGGCAUCUAAGGAAACUGGUGUGGCUGCAUAAGGUAACAGAGAAGAGACAGACCUACUCAACACCUACUUUGCCUCUGAUUUAACCCAAAAGGAAAGCAACGCCCAACCUGGUGAUAACAGAAUAAAUGAUGUAAGGAGGGGGCUGUAGCCCAAGACAGGAAAAAAGGUACUAAGGGAGCACUUAGCUACUUUACAUGAAUUCAGAUCUCCAGGGUCUGAUGAGCUGCAUCCAAGGGUUCUAAAGGAGCUUGUGGAUGUGGAUUUCAGAGCCUUUGUCUAUUAUUUUUGAGAAUUCUUGGAGAACAGGUGAGGUCCCUACAGGCUGGAGGCAGGCAAAUGUUGUCCCCAUCUUCAAAAAGUGGGAAAAGGAAGACCCGGGUAACUACCAAUCGGUGAGCUUGACAUCGAUACCAGGGAAGGUCCUAGAACAGAUAAUUCAACAGUCAGUCUGUGAGCAUUCAGAGAAGGAUGCUGUGAUUACUAAGACCCAGCAUGGGUUUCUCAAAAAUGCAUCAUGCCAGAUCAAUCUGAUUUCUUUUCUUUUUUUAUGGAAUUACAAACUUGGUGGAUCAGGGAAAUGCUUUGGACAUAGUGUAUCUUGAUUUCAGUAGGGCUUUUGACAAAGUCCCCCAUGAUAUUCUUACAAGGAAGCUGGAAAAAUGUGGGUUGAGUGAGGUAACUGUUAGGUGGAUUUGUAGCUCGUUGACUGACCAAACUCAAAGAGUGCAGUGGUACCUCGGGUUAAGAACUUAAUUUGUUCAGGAGGUCCAUUCUUAACCUAAAACUGUUCUUAACCUGAGGUACCACUUUAGCUAAUGCUGCCGCCUGCUACCGCUACGCCACCACCGCACGAUUUCUGUUCUCAUCCUGAAGCAAAGUUCUUAAUCUGAGGUACUAUUUAUGGGUUAGCAGAGUCUGUAACCUGAAACAUCUGUAACCCGAGGUACCACUGUACUCAUUAAUGGUUCCUCGUCAUCCUAGAAAAAAGUAACAAGUGGGGUGCUGCAAGGUUCUGUCCUGGGCCCGUUGUUGUUUAACGCCUUUAUAAAUGACUUGGAUGAAGGAAUUGAGAAGAUGUUAAUCGAAUUUGCAGAUAACACCAAACUGGGAGGAGUAAUUAAUGCAGCAGAAGACAGAAUCAGAAUUCAAAAUGACCUUAACAGAUUGGAGAACUGGGCAUAAAUCAGCAUUUCAAUAGGGAUGAAUGUAAAGUUCUGCACUUAGGCAGGAAGAACCAGAUGCACAAAUAUAGGAUGGAGGACACGUGGCUUACCAGCAGAUCAUGUAUAAAGGAUCUAGGAGUCCCUGUUCAGGGAAGUUUUUAAUAUUUAAUGCUGUACUGUUUUUAACACUUGAUUGGGAGCCACCAAGAGUGGCUGGGGAAACUCAGCCAGAUGGGCGGGGUAUAAAUAAUAAAUUAUUAUUAUAUUAGUAUUAUUAUUAUGGUGGACCACAAGCUUAACAUGAGUCAACAAUGUGAUGCAGCAGCAAAAAAAGUUAAUGCUAUUCUAGGCUGCAUCAACAGAAGUAGAGUUUCUAGCUCAAGGGAUGUAAUAGUACCACUCUGUUCUGCUUUAGUCAGACCACACUUGGAAUACUGUGUCCAAUUCUGGGCACCACAAUUUAAUAAGGAUGUUGACAAGAUGGAACGUGUGCAGAGGAGGGCAACCAAGAUGAUCAAGGGUCUGGAAACUAAGCCUUAUGAGGAGUUCUUGAAGGAGCUGGGUAUGUUUAGCCUGGAAAAGAGGAGACUGGGAGAAGAUAUGAUAGCCAUCUUCAAAUACCUUAAGGCUUUCACUUGGAGGAGGGAUCAUGCUUGUUUUCUCCUGCUCUGGAGGGCAGGAUUCAAACCAAUAGCUUCAAGUUGCAAGAAAGGAGAUUCUGACUGAACAUUCGGAAAAACCUUCUGACAGUAAGAGCUGUUCAGCAGUGGAACAGACUCCCACGAGAGGUGGUGGACCCCCCUUCCUUGGAGGUUUUAAAUGGAGGUUGGAUGGUCAUCUGUCAUGGAUGCUUUAGCUGAAAUUCCUGCAUUGCAGGGGGUUGGACUAGAUGACCCUUGGGAUCCCUUCCAACUCUAAGAUCCUAUGGUUACAAGGCAAUCUGUUCAAAAUCAAGGCAUUCUCUUCUCAUCUCACUUUCACAUGGCUCUUCUGUUGUUCUCCUUCACAAGAAACAAAAUGGCUCAGCAGUUGUUAUCUCGCCAACAUUUUGGCACUUUGAACACAGGUGCAAAAAAAGAAAAAGGAUUCAUUCAGCUCUCUGCAGUUAGCUGUGAAUCUUGGUUAAGAACUGUCUGGGUUUAAAUAAAACAUCUUCUCUGGGAUUAGCUUGCCCCCUCAUCGCUUGCUUCAGUUAAGUGAAAUCCAAUGAAAGAGGAACCCAACUGAGAGUUCAUUGCCCAGCACCAGGUAUACUCAAUACAGCUACUUCUUCACCAGUGUAAAGCCUUCUGGUACUAAUGAUCCGGGGAGGCUUUAGUUGCAAGGGGAAAGCACUCUGUUUACCUCUAUAUUGGUACCUCUGUCUAACCUUUUUCUAAUUUGCUAUCCUAUGAAGGUGCUGGAAUGAGUUACAAAAAAAGUUCACUUACACACAGAGAGGAGAAUUUUUCUUUGCAAUUCUCUGCAAUCAGCAGCAAAAGAAAAUUAGCCCCAGAAACUGUUGGGAUAACCACCAUGGAGAAAGACUGACUAAUCAAGGAAAUAGGAAGGAUUUCCCUUAGUCCAGGGUUUCCUAAACUUGGGUCUCCAGCUGCUGUUGGAAUACAAUUCCCAUCACCCCUAGUUAGAAGGGCCAGUGGUCAGGCAUGAUGGGAAUUGUAGUCCAAAAACAGCUGGAGAUCCAAGUUUGGGAAACACUGCCCUAGUCUAAGUCGCAGCAAAAUCAAUCUCCCUUCAGGUAUGUAUCCACCUGAAUCUUCAUUUAGUGGGAGUUCCUUGGGGCCGAUGGGAGUUGUAGUUCAGCAACAUCUGGAAGGCCAGAGGUUUCCCACACCUGCCCUAAGAUUUUGAUUCAUUUUGGGGAUGAACAAUGAAGUGGUCACUCAUCUCUAGAAGAGACAACAGAAAUGCACUGAUUAAUUUAUUUGGCAAUUCAUCUACAGGAGCAAUUGGUUUCGUCCAUUCAAGGAGAAUUAGCACAGAUCUGUACCUAAACUCAAAUACAUACAUACUACCGAGUAAGCAAUAUUGAAUGCAGUGGAACUUACUUAUGAUAAACUAGAGAGAGGAUUAUGCUAGGGUUUCCCAAAUUUGGGUCUCCAGCUGUUUUUUGGAUUACAAUUCCCAUCAUCCCUGAUCACUGGUCCUGCUAGCUAGGGAUGAUGGCAGCUGUAGUCCAAAAACAGCAGAAGACCCUGGAUUGUGCAGUUAGUUCUACCUUGAGGAGACCUAACCAGUUGUCCCAGAAAAACCAGUUGCCCCAGAAAUGUGUCUGACCAAAGAAAAUGGUGCACCUUUAAGGUCUCCUCUCUCUUUUUCUUUGAAAAUGUCUUGCCUAUAUUCCAUACUACAAGAUUUAUGGAACCCAAACAAUAUAGUAGUGUCUUACAGUACAAUUUUCCCAUUUAUUUUCUCAGGAGAAGUAAGACUCACUAUGUUCAGUGGUGCUUAUUCCCGGGUAAUUGUGCAUAGAAUUGUAGCAUUAGUAUUAUUUAAUGGUUAACUUGAUUGGGUUACUGCAACUCUGAUCAUCCACCUAAAACAGAUGGAUGAUACCUUGUAGCUCAGCCUAGAUAUUGCUGGACAAAACAAUUUAGUUAUAUGUUCCAGACCAUUACUGUAUACAGGCAUACAAUUUAAAAUGAGAAUACUCAGCCCUUCCUAUAUUAUCCAAAGGGGCAAGACAAAAUAUUAGUAGGCCUUUAUUAUAUAUGUUCUGAUACUAUAACAUACCAAGGGGUGUGUGUGUGUGUGUGUGUGUGUGUGUGUGUGUGCAAAAGAUACACAAGGUAUCUUUUGUCAAGCACAAGUUCAAAAUGAAUAGCAGUGUUACAGUAACUUGCAGCUGAAACGAAGAGAAAAUUGCCCCACCAAAGAAGCUACUGAAACAAAAACAGCACCCAUCACCAUUAAAAGAAUAGCAUCUGAAUCUUAGAUGGUGAUGAUUUUGUCACAUUUUUGUACUCAAGAGUCUCAGAGCAGCAGCAGGAGGAAGAAUGGAUUCAGGGUGAAGAGCUGUGAGUGGACCCUCUGGGAAACUCUGGACCUCCUGGGAAACUCUGGACCCCCUGGGAAACUCUGGACCCCCUGGGAAACUCAACAAACCUGCUGAAACUGGGUGUGGAAGGUGCAGCUGAAUGAGGAAGUAUCAGCUACCUUGAGAGUCUAGGGUGAUGCCUGCUGUUUCUAGGAAUUCUUCUCCUUAUGAGACUUUUGUAGGUGAACUGAGAAUUUGUUUGGCUUCUGAGUGAGAACCCAGAGGCUGAGGGAAGGUGUGUCAGAGGGAAAAUGAAUUGAUAUUGAUUUAGCUGCAUUAAUGUAACAUUUUUAUAUGCAGUCAAAAUAUAUAAAAAAAUUGUACAGUAGCACCUUAGAGACCAACUAAGUUUGUUCUUGGUAUAAGCUUUUGUGUGCAUGCACACUUCUUCAGAUACAGCUGUGUAAUUCUGUAAUAAUUUGUUUAAGUUGUCUGUUCCUUCAGUUUUGUUGUACGCUUCCUAGAUAUAUUUUUAAUAUAUUAAGCAGCAUAGAAAUUACAUAAUCAAUGAUCAGUCAAAUAAACUUACACAGUGAAAAUAAAAUAACAAAGAUAUUGAGCUCAGAUUAAAAACCGCAGUAAACAAAAACUUAAAAUACUCAUCCAACAAUAGGUUUAAAAGGAACAAAUUCUAACCACUCUUCUUAAAGGAUGCACAAGAAAGACCACUGACAUACCUAUCACCCUAAUUAAUAACUAAUAGAAUAUGAAUCUUCAGGUUCACUGUAGCAAUAGAUAAUGCAAAAUGUCAUCCUCUAUAUUAAGAACACACGAGUCAUGUAGGAUCACACCAUAGGUUCAUCUGGUCUACCAUUUUGUUUCCCACAGUACCUGGUCAGACGUCUCUGAGAAGUCCACAAGCAGAGCACAAAGGCAGUAGGCUUCCCCCACUCUUCUUCAUCAGAUGGUAUUCAGUGAUAUACUACUUCUGAACAUGAAGGUUCUUAGUAGCUAUAAACGCUAAUAGGUGCUGAUAAACCUAUCACCAUUCCCUCUAAUACUGAGCACAAGUAGUCCGGGCAGAUCAGUUAUGAAGUGAAAUGUCCCUGUCCAAAAUUGGCUUCUGCAUACUUUAGGGUCUGCCUGGGUAUGCAGAAGUAUAUUAAAUUAAAAUAAAAGCAACUUCUAAACAUGAAAUGUUGAGCGUAGAACCAUAGAAUGUUGAGGAUAAUUAGAUGAAAGGAAAAGAGAAAUUGGCUCGCUUGAGUGCCAAACAGUACAGUAUAGCAUCCUGGAUUCAUGGGAUGCGGGUGGCGUUGUGGGUUAAACCACAGAUCCUAGGGCUUGCUGAUCAGAAGGUCGGCAGUUCGAAUCCCCACGACGGGGUGAGCUUCCGUUGCUCAGUCCCUGCUCCUGCCAACCUAGCAGUUCGAAAGCAAGUCAAAGUGCAAGUAGAUAAAUAGGUACCGCUCCGGCGGGAAGGUAAACGGCGUUUACGUGCGCUGCUCUGGUUUGCCAAAAGCGGCUUAGUCAUGCUGGCCACAUGACCCAGAAACUGUACGCCGGCUCCCUCGGCCAAUAAAGCGAGAUGAGCUCCGCAACCCCGGAGUCGGUCACAACUGGACCUAAUGGUCAGGGGUCCCUUUACUUUACCUAUCCUGGAGGCAGGGAUUAGAAUCGAAAGGAUGCAUACUAUAAGUUUUGUUUUUUGUUUCUAAUCUUUCCUCAGGUAAUGUUUCAGUAGGCAGAAAAAAGAAAAGAAACACACACACACCCUUAUCACUCACUAAAAACUUUCCCCAAUCUACUAUACAGCAAUAAAUGUUUGAGGUUCAGGGCUGGUAGCCAGCACCCCCCACCCACCCAACAGAGCCUGUUAGUGCCAUAUUUCGCAGUGGGAUAAGUCUUUAGUUGGACUGGAAAGUCAAAAGGUAUGUUUCCCCCCCUUCCUCUCUUUAAAUACCCUCCCCUCCACAAGUAAAGCAAAGCUACUGUUCAAGGCUGCUUGGCAUCCAGAAAAGAGGUGCUCCUGUAAUUGAGGAAUACACUUCAACAUGUGGUUGGGAGUCCCCCAUAAAUUUGUCCCAGGCAAGGCAUAGGCAAGCACCUAAAAACCAGACCUCUUUUAAUGGAGAAAUCCAUAAUGCAUCACGCAUGAUUGUUUCCGGAUUUUAAGCACAAAAUAUAUGAAUCCUCAGAGCACAGUGAAGGGAAGGUCCAUGCUGCAAGUGAAUACUAAAUAUAAUGUAUUGGCCCAUGUGUGGUAUUGGACUUCUACCAUAAAACCCAAGAGAAACAGUUCCAACAGGUGUCAGGGAUCUGAUUGUCCUCAGGCACAGGGCCAGAUAAGACCUUUAAAAGCACUGAAAAAAAUCAUGAUCCCCUCUCUCAUAUGUAACUGAAAAUAAUAGUAAAAAAACUGAACUGUAAAAUGUAUUUUAAAAAAUGAGAAAAUAUAGAUUUAUUGCAACAUAUGGCAGGAUCUGAUUUCCUUGCUUUUCUUUUUUCUUUUACCUGUGUUAGUAGAAUAUUCUGUUUUAUGUAGGAGUAAAUAAUAAUAAUAAUAAUAAUAAUAAUAAUAAUAAUAAUAAUUCUAUUAUUUAUACCCCAUCCAUCUGGCUGGAUUGCCCCAGUAAUAAAAAGAGUACAUAAAAAUUGGAGAAGCGUGUGUAGUUUAAGGUAGUGUGUAGUAGUGGAGUGUAAGAAAGUCUAACAAAGUUCUGAUUGUUCCCUUGAUGUCUACAUCAGUUCCUUUUUUGAAAUCUCAUUUGGCCCAGCACUACACAGGAGAAUGCUGACAGUUACCUAAAUGUGAUUGCCAAUUCGCCACCAGUUUUGGAAACAAGAAGCUUAGCUUGGAUAUUCAAAAACCGGAUCUUGAAUUCUCACAUUCAACCUUCGAAAAGCAUUAUGUAAACACAGUUAAUGAGGAUUAUUGACCCCUUUGAGACCAAUUCAUAAGCAAGCAUAGUUAAACUAUUCUCCUAAAAUGAUGGAAUAUUAUAUAAUUAGAUGUUUACUAGUCCAUAUCAGGUCCUGCCAUGCUCCUGAUAACAUCUUCUGAAGCACGCCCAGGUCCAAAUGCCUUUCUCCAGAUGCCCAUUGGUUGCUGUCUCUCUAAAUAACUUAAGUAUCUGAAAGAGUAUCUUUCCAGGACUGCCCCACCCAAUCACUAAAGGCUAGGCAUCUUCUUUGAAUGCAGGAGGGAACUAGGUUCAAUUCCCAGCAUCUCCAAGUAGAACUGGGAAUGUUCCUUGUCUGAAACCCUGAACAGUCAGUGUAGACCAUACUGAGCUAGAUGACCAGCAAACAUGAGUUGAUAUAAGGCAAUUUUUUUGGUGCUCUUUUUAAAGACGAGCUGAGGUUGUCCUACUUGCUGUCCUGCCGGUAGCUUUUGCUUGUCAGAUAGUGACAUGGGACAGGGCAUUCUUUAGAUGAUGGGAUGCCUCCCAAUUUCUGUUUAGUUGUGACCACUUGCACUGCUGAAAGUUUUUAUUCUUCUAGGCCUUUGAGAAUGUAAUCCCCAUCCCAUCAACCUUGCUGCUGUUUUAUUAUGGUUUGUUACAUCAUUGCUGUAUUUGGUAUUGUUAUAAUUCUGUCUCUGAUAGCUGCCCUUGGCUCCCUUUGGAAGGAAGGUUCAGGUAUACAUCUCUUGAAAUAGGAAAUAACAAUUAAGCCCCAUUACUAGACUGCUGCUUUGGUGACAACAUCUCCAUGUCUCUCUUGGCUCCUCCCCAUCCUAACUUUCUGUGACUGCUGUGGCAGCCGAGCUGGAGAGUGGGGCAUAUCCCUUCCCUGCUGGCACCAGCAUAUAUGAGACCAGAAGGGAAGGAGAGACUCUCUCACUGCCUCCCCCACCUGCAGCUAGGUAUGGGGUAGAGGGAAGGGGAGGCCUCUGUUGCCAAAGCAUGACUUAAACUCCUUGGUACGUGGAAUUUGCUUGUUUCAGCAUUUCAGGUAUCUGGGAAAGAAAGACCUUCAGUCUCUGCCACUGCAGCCAGGGAGCCCAGAGUUCUUCUCUGGCUCAGGUAACAAUCCGAGCCAGAAAGGAACUAUGAGGUCAUACUGCUCACCUCAGAAUGGAGGCGAGCAUUGCAAGUUGCUGAGAUUCACAUUCUGAACCAUGAAAUUACAGGCAUUGGUCACACUUCACUGUUAAUGGGGUAUUUUAUUCCAUUCCAUAUUUUGAUUCAUAUUCUGGCAUUUGAGUAUUGCAGGAGCCUUUCAGGUAACAGUUGCAUAUCAAGGUGAGUGCAUGUUAUUUAUUGUAUUUAUUUGCAGCAAAUCUUUUGCCUUUAACCAUGAAGCUUGAUAAACAGAAUUCCAUAUUCUUCUGACCGAAGUGAAACCAAUUCCCACCAGAAAGUUAUCUUUAGACAGUGAGGCGUAUUUCCCUUCUAUUCAAGCCUUACAAUAGGGAGAUUCUCCUCCACCCUACACACACACACACACUGCACAAUUUGAUCGUGGAAACCGAUCUCCCAAACAUCACUAAAAACCUAAUUUGUUUGAAUAGGAGCAUCAGGAGAGCCUUUUUAUUAUCAAAAAGCAUUUGCUCAUUCAGACAUUUGGGUAAAUAGGAGUGAUAUUUGCACAGGAUUAUGCCAACUUGCAUAUAUAUACUUUGUGUAUAUUGUGAAUCUGGAUAACUAGGACAUUUAGAUAAGAGAGGUAUGGAUAAUUGAUCUUCUGCUCUAAUUGCCCAUCAGUUUAGCUUAGCAUCAGGGCACCAUGCAGUGCACAAGCUGCCGUGGGCAUUAUUGUGGAGACAGGCGCCACAGACAAUGGAUGGUCAGCCAUUAUAAAAAUUGUGUCUUCAAACAAGCCAACAUCAGAAUAGGAAAAUCCAGGUUUAGACAGCUUGUUUUUAAAUGGACAUGAAGCUCAAGGGAUUUACUCAGGAAAACUUGGGUGUCUUUAAAAGAGGACGGAGAAUAAAGCUUUGUUGUUUAAAGCCAUAGGAUCCCACAAUAUAGAUACAACACACGAACAAUCAUUUGGACAUAGUUAUCACAAGAAAACAGAAAAAUAAAACUCCUUCCCCUGACACAUACAAUGUAAAUCACACAUUGCUCCUCCACAAUAAGUUAAAAAGGCAUUAAAACAAAACAGAAGCACAUCCUGCCCCCUCAGGGUUUUUUGGAACCUAGUUCUUAUUUUCUUAGCUCUGAAAGCAAUUAUUACCGGUAAUAAUAACAACAACAAUAAUAAUUUAUUAUUUCUACCCCACCCAUCUGGCUGGGUUUCCCCAGCCACUCUGGGCGGCUUCCAACAGAAGCUUAAAAAUACAUUAAAACAUCAGUUUGUUUAUGCUACUUUGAUGGCAAUGGUCCAGGGUGAAUCUGUUUGACAGGGGCUGGAAGACUCAUGUAAGAAGCUUGUGCCUAGGGUGCUCAUAUAAGGGGCAACUUAACAGGUUCUUCAGCUUUUCCUGACUCACAGAGGAUUCGAUAAAUUCAUGGAGGAUCAAACUGUUAGUUGCUACUAGCCAUGAUGAGUAUGUUCUACCUCCACUGUCUCUAAAUGUCAGUUGUUGGAAACUACAUGGUUUGUGUGUGUGUGUGUGUGUGUGUGUGUGUGUGUGGCUGUUGUGUUCAGGAUUUGCUUUGGGGCUUCCUGGAAGCAUCUAAUUGGCCACUGUGAGAAUAGGAUGCUGGAUUAGAUGGGCCAUUAGCAUGAUGCAGCAGGGCUCUGUGUAUAUUCCUUAAAAGUUUAUGCAUUCUCCAAAAUUAAACAGGCUCCCCAUGCAGGCUGGGGGGGAGUGGUGCGAUUGUAGCCAAUGGAAGACUGCAAAUGAAUGAGUAGCAGAGACAGUGGCAAAGAGAUGGGCCCAUUUUUUGAGGGGCACACUGAGGGGGUUGAAAGCUUCCUGCCCCUGAAUGAGAGCAGCAAGUGGAAAAUAGCUACAUUUUUAAAACCUCCUUUCGACUCAGCCCAUCUGGAGAAGGCAUUUCUACAACUGACAGGGAACGUUGCUGUGCAGUGCAAGGCAAUGGGGACAUCUAGUGGCCAACGACAUCUGGGCGUUGCCCAAGGGAGCGUGUCAACCAGUGUGCCCAAGGCAAUAUUUCCUUCUUAAUUCUACCAGACUUGAAAUAAAAUGCACAUUGGCUUCCUGCCACAUGUGGCACACUCUCACUUUCUCCCUCUCUGCAUCUUUAGUUGAUUGCAGAGAGGCUCUUUUGAUGGAUGGAGAAAAGCCAUCUGAUUAGAAAGGAUUUUUUUUUUAUUGAGUCAAGAUCAAAACUGUAUAACACAGAUGAGAUUCUUUAUGUGCUGCAGACUAGCAAAGCCUUUGUAAGGGUGCUUGAUAAUAUAUUGUCCUCUUGUCAGUAUUGCUUAGCAGAUGCCAGUACCCUUGACGUAAGAAGUGGAGGAAAGCAUUGUGGUGCUGCUUGGGGACUGGAGGGCACAGGGGUGGGGGGUUUUGGGUUUUUUUUUGAGGGGGUGGACUUUUUGUUCAUCAGUUUCUAUUUGGUCUUUGGUGUAUGAAGAUGGCACAAUCUAGUGUCCCCCUCCUAUCGGCUGAUUCUAUCCAUCCUUGCUUGCAAGUAAUUGCAUGAUUUACACCCAAGUAAAUGUUCAUAGAGUUAUAGCCCUGUUGCAAGAGGCUAAUAGCCCAGAUCUCAUUAGUGUUCAAGAGGGUGUAUUCCUAUGUGCACAGGAUUGCAGUGAUAACCUGCAAAUCAAUGAAGUUGCAAUCCUAUCCCUUCAUACUAAGGAGUCACUCCUAUUGAACUAAGUAGGACAAGGCACACAUUGGAACAGGUUGUCAUCCUGUCCAGUCUUACUUGAAAGUCAGUCUCACAGAGACUCAUUUCCAUGUAAAGAUGAGCUGCACAGCUGCUGUGCUCUGUAUAAGUCUCUGGGAGUCCCAUUAAAUUCAGUGGGACUUCCUGUGCGCCUUACACAGAUGUUUCUAUCUUAUUCAGAAGAAUCGGGUUUCUCAGGCCUGCCUACAAAUGAGCAACAAUGUGCUGCAUGGUGGAGCGCUCCUGUUCUAGCCUGCCAGCCCUGUCCUUUUUUAGGCAGGGAUGCUGCAGAAUUCUGAUGGAAUUGGGAGCAGAAAUCACCACAAUUUGCUAUCAUUGGCCAUCUUAGCCCGCAACAUUGCAUAAUUACACUAUUUUCACUCUUUCUUGCGCAGGGGCGGGGGGAAAUGUUUCCCUUCUAUUAAAAUACACUGAAUUUAAUUACGUAACCAAUUACAUAAUUAAUUGUGUUCAUUUCAGCCAUAGCAGAUAACGAGAUGAAUACUGUAGAAGCCAAAAUGUAGCAGAACAGAAACAGCACCAGUUGUGGUGGAAACAGGAAAUUGCUGCCUCCUUACAUCCCUGCUUCUAGGACAUUCAAUUUCAUUCCCCUGCCACCUCCAUUUUUUUGCUUUCCCCCAUCACAGACAUGCAACACGGCCACUUAACAUUCUCUGUCUUCACUCAGGGCCCACCCAUGAGGCAAGGUGAGGCAACCCCUCAGGUGGCAGAAUCCACAGGGGCAGCAGGUCCUGCUCUCAAUCUUGUUUCUGGUGUAGAUCUUUCCUCACCCUUUCUUCCCUGGUGGGAAAGGGGGCACUAUUUUGGGGUCUGCCUCAGGUGCCAAAAUGUCUUGGACCGGCCCUGUCCUCACUGGCCUGUUUUUUAAGUGGGUUCCCCGCCCCACCCCGGUGGCCAUUUUUGCCCUGAAAUACUCAUUGUACUUCUGCAAACCUUGGGGUUUCUCUGAGCCUGCUGAUAUUUAUUGAUUACUUAAUCAUAUUCACAAGCCCACCCUUCACUGUAUUGAUCCCAGAGUGGAUUACAACACACUGGACCAGAAGCAAGCAGGCCAACACCACAUUGAAAAGCACUUCAAAACAUAGGUGGCAAUUCUAAAAGUGUAGGCAGGGCACUGACAGUAACUGGUGGACCAAACCAGUGGUGUAUUCAGGAUACCCUGUUAAAGGGGUCUGGGUGGAAGACUCUGUCCAGAAGCUGAGUAUGGGGCAGGCCAGCCACAGAGCUUCCAGUGGCGGCCUUAGGCUGGCCACCUCAGUAGAUUGGCAUCUUGAGGAUGCCUUAAUCUUUGGUACAACACUGAAAACAUUUCAGCCCUCUGCCGGGGGCUGAAGUUGGAUAUAUUCCCAGUGCAAAAUCCACCUACCGUAUUUUUUGCUCCAUAGGGCAAACCUGACCAUAGGGCGCACCUAGUUUUUAGAGGAGGAAAACAUGAAAAAAAUUAUUCUGAAUCAAAUGUUGUACUAAACUAUUUAAAGCAGCAAAGCGGGUGGCUCCUGUCCGCUUUGCUGCUUUAAAGCGAGCCUCAGAGGAGGGAAGGAAGGGGAACCAUGGCUUAUCUAAGUCCAGUUAAUAAUGCUGAGCCUGAUUUUAUAUGCAUCUCAAAGCCCUUGACAUAUAUACAUUAUAAUGACAAGCCGAGAUAGGCCUCCUGCAUAGGAGGAGAGGAGAAGAAGAGAGGGAGCCAUCAUAGCUCAAUGGGGAGAGCAUGGAGAAGAUCCCAAGUUCAGUCCUUGAAAGCUUCUCCGGGUAGGGCUGAGGGUGUGUCUCCUGAAACCCAGGUGAGCCUCUGCCCAUCAGUGAAGACAAAACUGAGCUCAGUGGGCUCAGGGGUCCUGACGUGGUACAGGGAAGGUCCCUCUGUUCCUGUUUAAAUUAGCCCUUUCUUCAGAACCAUGGGGACUACAAUCUUAGUUUGUUUUUAAAGGGAACAGCUGUAACCUCAGUGGCUUUGCAUGCAGAACACCACACGUUCAAUCCCCGGCUUCUCCAGGCCUGAAACUCUGGCAAACUGCUACCAGUCAGUGUUGACAUUACUAAGCUAGAUGGAGUAGUGGAUCCAACUCCUUAUAAGGCAGCUUCCUAGGUUCCCAUUUAUGCUUCAGAUCUGGACGUGAGGCCUGCUGUCACUUUUAGUGUCAAGAGGGUGGUUCUUUGCACAUCUGGAAGAUGACUGUGUCACCUCCCAUCACCCUAUUGAAGGUGCUUUUACAGCUCAGGGGAAAGGGCAGGCAGACACAGCAUCUGUAAACUGUAGCAUCCUGAAUUAAGGGAGGGAGGGGAAAGAGCUGAUCUUCAGCUUGAAACCAGGACUUGCUCUUUAACCAUGCUGCUCCUCCAGCUGCCAAUGCCAUCCAUGUAACCUGUGUGAAUAUCAAGUGUGGGUUGUGUCCAGGAACCUGGGAGGAUUUCUUUCACACGAGUGCAUGUUUUUGUCUUUAAAUAAACAGCCCAUGCAAGUUUCCAGCUCUUAUGGCCAUGCCUGUCUGUCUCAGUGGAAAUCUGAGGAGGCUGAGGUGGACUUUCCAGUGGUCAAAGUCUUCUUGCCCGGCAUCUAUUUCCUGCCCUCUUUCCCCACUGAACUCCCGCACCCUGCUUCAAAGCAAGCUACGGAGGGAUUCCUCUGCUUUGAAGCAGGAAAGUGGGAGAGGAGCUGCUUACACGAGUGUAAGCUGCUCCCCUCCCACUUUCCUGCUUCAAAGGGAGCCCGGGAGGAGGGAAUCCGCUGCAGCCUCGAGCAGCGAGGAGGAUCCAUGGGUCCCUCCUUCCCUCCUCCGUGGUUGCUUUGAAGCAGGAAAGUGGGAGAGGAGCUGCUUACACGAGUGUAAGCUGCUCCCCUCCCACUUUCCUGCUUCAAAGCGAGCCACGGAGGAGGGAGGGACCAACGGAAUCCCCUUCCCUCCCUCCUUCCCGGCUCAGCUCAGCAGCCGCGGCUUUUGCUGGCUUUACAAUGAGCCGGAAGGAGGUACAGACGGCAGUCCCUCCUCCCGCCUCCCUGUAAACCCAGCCAGAGCCGCAGACACACUCUAUGCAGCUCUUGCUUUAAAGGGAGAGCUGCGCAGAGCUUGUCGGCAGCAGCGGCUCUUGCUGGCUUCGCUCCAUAAGACGCACAGACAUUUCCCCUUACUUUUUAAGGGGGAAAAGUGCGUCCAAUGGAGCGAAAAAUACGGUACAUCUGGAAUCAAUAAAGUCGUGGCCAUUUUUGACCCAAAUUGUUGUCUACUUGAGUUUAUUCAUUGCACAUUAGCUGGAGACACUGCACAGGUGUGGGGAUGCUGUGACUGGGACUGCAGUAACUACCAUUUCUUUCUGACAUAUUGUUUCUCAGUGAGCCUGUUAUGGCCAGCAUCCCAUCAGCACUCACCAAGUGAGUUUGCUAUUAGAGAGAGUGAUUGAACUGAGACCGCCAGUACAGACGAAAGGGUCAGUUUGCACAUAGGGUUAAAGCUUCAAUAAUCAUUUUUAAAAGGGAUGUAAAGCUCUGAGACUGGACAUCUUCAAGGACAACCAAGAAGCUGGAGCACCACUGAGCGCUUGAACUUCUCUGAAUUUUGCCUCUUGUUCUUGCAUGAUCUCUGGAUGCUAUACAAUGCCAAUGAGUGUUAUUCCUAAACAUAGUCCUAACCUAGAAUCCCAUGCAGGCUCACCCCAAUCCAGAGAGCUUCUUUGGGUGCGUAUUUCCAAAGUGUAGGUUAUCUCCUGGGUUGAUGUAUGGUGUUUUCCCUUGUCCCUGACAGGUUGUUUAUAAGAAUAACGACAUCCGUCUGGAGCUGUCUCGCUUGGCGAGGAUUGGUGACACAAAAAUGAAAAUCUAUGGGGAGGUGAAGUUCAUGUGUGAGAACGUGGCCACACUGGACCCCAUCAAUUUUGAGACACCUGAGGCCUACAUUAGCCUGCCUAAGUGGAACACCAAGCGCAUGGGGUCCAUCUCCUUUGACUUCCGCACCACAGAGCCAAAUGGUCUUAUACUCUUUACCCACGGCAAGCCCCAGGAGAGGAAGGAUUCCAGGAGCCAGAAGAACACCAAAGUGGACUUCUUUGCAGUGGAACUCUUGGAUGGGAACCUCUACCUACUUCUCGACAUGGGCUCUGGAACGGUCAAAGUGAAGGCCACUCAGAGGAAAGCUAAUGAUGGAGAAUGGUAUCACGUUGAUAUUCAGAGAGAUGGCAGAUCAGGUAUGUAGAAAAAAAUUCCUGGAAAUAGUCCACUCCCAACUAUAGAAACACAGACCCUUUACAAUGGUUGAAGAACAGAGUCAAAGACUGGUCUUUGACCUUUGAGAAUUCUUGGAGACCAGAGACUGAAAAAUACUGUCUCUGCCUUCGGGAAGGAUGAAAGGCAAAUUUGGGGAACUGCCGGCUGGUCAGCCUGAUAACAAUACAUAGCCAUUCCCCUUCUAGGGCAGUAACCCUGGACAUGACAAUUCCUUUGAUUCCUGGCACCUGGGAUGCUGCUAUGACUCCAUCACUAGAGCCUCUUCCGAGUGCAGAAGUGAAGGAUGUGUGGCAGGGAGACCAGAGAUUGUCAAACCUGAUUGCUAAUUGUGCUGAACUUUAGAGGAGUUUGAGUCCAGUUUGGAAGGGGUGCCAGGAUAUUCAGCAUUGGGGGUGUGCUAAUUUCUGAACCGUGAAAUUCUGAACCUAGCCAUCAUCGCUACUAUGCCAGGCGAGAGUUGCCACCAAAGUUCCUCCUAAUGUGAAAUUCAAAUCAAACACAUGUUUUCCCCAGCAUGGAGCAUCUGGGGAAUCUCAAGGGAAGCGGGAAUAAAUAAAUCUAGUAUAAUUUCACAAGAGAAUUUUGGAAAUCCUUAUACUGCCAUCAGAUUUAAUUUGCAACAAAAUCCAGGUAGAAUGUCAAGGUUCCUUCUAAGAUGAAAUCCACCCCUGGGAUUUUGAGAAAAGCAAUAACAAAGGUUAUUGUUAAAAAGCUGGGGGUGGGAGGGAUGUUACAAAUUCCUAGGGCAGGCAUUCAAUUCCUUGAAAUGUACUACGAGACGUUUAAAUAUUUGCUGUUAAAUUCAUUGUGGAGAUUCUAUUUUUUGUACUCCCUUAUGUCAUUCCAGCUUCCAAGUUUUUCUUUUUUAAAUCCACACUGCAUUUGGGAAUCAUAUAUAGAGGGAGACUGGAUGUGGGAUGAAUGGUGCUGGAAUUUGAUGUUUCUGCUUUUUCAAAACAACGUACCUUCAGUAGAUAGUACAGAAUUCUCUAGUUUACUUAGGUAUUAUUUUUUUAGCCAGAAAAAUAUUCUCAGAGGUCUAGGAGAAAUUUGUAUUUUCUUCUUCAACCCUACUAUAGUUUAAGGUUAGCAGGUUUGCAACAGCUGUGCUUGUUGUUGAGAAAUUCCAGCAUUUUAUGGGGAUGUAAAUAAGUAAUCAAAUAAUUGAUUUUUGUGUGGGGCAGGUUGGUUUGCAUUUAAUUAACUUGCGAGGAUAAAUUCAAUCAGCAGCAUUCAUUGCUUCUUAGUCUUGCUUACAUAUACGGCAGAUAUCUGGCCUCUGGGUAGCAACAUUUAGCAUUAGAAAUAUAAAAGGAACAAGCAGAAUCCAACCCAAGCUGAACAUUUUGUAGUGCAAUUCUAUACAUGUCUACUCAGAUGUAAGCCACAUGGGGUUCAGUUAGUGAUUAUAUGAUUGUAUUCAUUAAGCCCCAUUUAUGUGAAGCAUGUGUGCUCACAAGCUUUGCUAUUUUCUAUGGAAAUCAACGGGACAAUAAUGCUGUAUUGUGGGUGGCUUAGAAAGUGCAGAAUCCAACCAUAGUUCAGCACUUCAAAGUGCAGGUGAUUUUAGUGGGACAGAGCUACUUUUGUGCUGAAUUUUCCUGCUUCAACAAUAUUACUCCGAUUUUAAUAGAAGGAGAUCCUGUAGUUUUAUGGUCUCUUUAGAGGAAGACGCUUGUCCCAUCCAUUUCAAUGGGGCAAUCUCCAAAUGGUAAUGCCCAUGAAAAAAGGUCAGCGGGUGGGUGGCAGCUAAGGUGGGAAGACCCCAAUCCAGUGCUGCUGCUGCUGGUCUGUAGACCAGAAAUUCAGUUCCCCUAUCCCUAGAGUUUCCAGAAACUGAAAUCUGGACCUUCAGCAUACAGAUCAAUAUGGUCUCUAACCAAGCUAUGGAUCCCUCUUCCUUAGUAUUCUUUCUGCCCUCACUGUAAUUUGAAAAACUACAGGAUGCAUUAUUUUCGUAUACAUGAGUGGGCUUAAAUUUGUGGGCCAGGUGUGCACCAGUGCUUUGUGAUGCAGUUACUUCACAUUAAUCUUUGAGAUCUGCACUGUGCACCGUAUCAAGGUGUGUACUGUCUUGAGUUCCAGCAUGAGCCUAAGAGAGAACACUUGCUCUUCCUCCCAAAUCUUCCUGCACCAGACUGCCAGAUUGUUGAUGUAGGACUUCCAAGGCUAUGUGCAAAAAUAGCCAUUUCAGGUUCCUGCAUCAUUGCAGAGGAUUGGGUUGGACGUCCUUCAUUUGUCUUCCAACCUAUCAGUUUUAUUAUUCUGUGCCUCUGCUGUCUGACAGGCUUAGCAGAGGGCAGCAAAGCAUUUCAGGACAAGUUUUCUGUGUCAGUUGUGUUUUGUCUCAGCUGACAUCUUCACUCUCCUGUGCCAAAACCCCAUCCUUUCACCAGGAUUCAAACUGCCACGGGAACUUGACUUGUGCCACAACUGUGGCUGCUGGCUGACGUUAUCUCUUUCUUUCAGGCACCAUAUCGGUGAACAGCAGACGGACACCCUUCACUGCUAGCGGGGAGAGUGAGAUCUUGGAUCUGGAAGGGGACAUGUAUCUGGGCGGACUGCCUGAAAACCGGGCAGGCCUCGUCCUCCCUACUGAGCUCUGGACAGCCAUGUUGAACUAUGGCUAUGUGGGCUGCAUCCGAGAUCUCUUCAUCGAUGGGCGGAGCAAGAACAUCCGGCAGCUGGCGGAACAGCAGAACGCUGCUGGGGUCAAAUCAUCCUGCAGUCGGCACAACACCAAGCAGUGCGACAGCUAUCCCUGUAAGAACAAUGCGGUUUGCAAAGAUGGCUGGAACCGCUUCAUCUGUGACUGCACUGGCACUGGCUACUGGGGGAGAACGUGUGAGCGGGGUAAGUCCAGCAACCAGAGAGGGGAACUUCUGUCCUGAGCUAUACUGAGCCAUGCUACGUGGCACACUAACUUAGCCCAAAUGCACUUUCCCCUACAGUCCUGCCACAUAUGAAAACAGUGGUUCAGACUAACCCUUAUAGCCUCCAAUGCGUAGCCAUUCUUUUAAAGAUCCUUUCCAGUGGUAUGCCCUGCACAUGUAGCGGGACAUUCAGGGUGUGCAUGAAGUCUACCAGCUAUUGCAUGUAUGACCUCUAGUUCUCAUGAUCCUUCUGAUAGAUACCUUCUGAAGGAAAAGGAUUGUGGGAGUUUCACGACUCCAGUCCAUCCCAGCGAACACAGGAUGUCUGGGAUGAUGGGAAUUGGGGUUCUGCAAUAUCUGGAGGGCACCAUGCUAUUGACAAUGAUAAACAGUUCCAUGAUGGUAUUUGCAGGAUCAUGGUUUGCUACAUGCACA